This is a messenger RNA of Spirometra erinaceieuropaei, 48186 nucleotides long. NCBI's taxonomy places the organism in Eukaryota, Metazoa, Platyhelminthes, Cestoda, Diphyllobothriidea, Diphyllobothriidae. The record is from the annotation of a GenBank genome assembly.
AUGAACCCUUGGCUGGAAAUUGGGUCUCGUCUCUUGGCCGCUGCAACGGAGCGCGUGAUAGCAGGGGGUAUGCCAACGUGUCUGUUGAUAGAGUUGGUUUCGGACAAAAAGGCCUUCAACAGUUCUCGUCCUGUCUUAUUGCUGGCCCGCGCUUCUAUCUGCGUGCUCGCGAAGUUGAAUUCGUAUGAGUUGCGACCUGAGACAUCGGGUGUCGUUUAUUAGAUCUCAUGUCGGGACUGCUCUCGCCAAUACACUGGACAAACGAAUAACGCAGCAUAAACGGGCGCCUAGAGGAGAAUUAUCGUUCUCAUUAUUCUUGCUCACUGACUCCAUUACUUUGACGCGAACCAACUGUCAGAUUUCAUGUCGUACAAUGCAUGAGCAUCAGAUAAAUGUCAAAUGCGCCCAAGCGUCUGAAACCCACCUGCCUCCCGAUAUACUACUUGACUUGUUGAAACUGUGCACGAACAUUUUUCAUUUUCUGUUUAGCGUGCACCUUUGCCGACAAACUAGCGAGUUAACAAUAGAAAGUCCAAUAGGUCAAACCUUCCCGGACGCUUUAAUAGGUCACCUAUAAGUAUAGGUGUCAUUGAAAUUGGACAAGAGUACACUAUGCAUAAGGCAUUUUGCGAUUGUUGCGAACAACGCUUAAGCCGAAGACCGCCUUAUUCCCAACAACAGUACACGGAAAGGUCAAUAUUUACAUUUCUUCAGCUUUGCGCCAAUGAAACGGAAACGAAACCUGGUGUACACUGUUUUCAAGAGGACGAUAAACAUUUGCUCUAUUGAGACACUUAUCCUGCCUAGACGUGGCUCUCUGAGACGUUUCAUCCAAAAGUACACCGACCCAUUACAACAAAAGCUGACAGAACGUUCAGUUCCGAAGAAGCGCGCUGUGAUAUCCUUACCCUUUGAGUGCGACAACAUUUACAAUACCAUCUAGUUAUGGUUGAGAUUCAUCCCUGAGAAAACAUGCAAUGCAGCCGAACUCACAUAUAAGGGUCCGACCCGGAUUUCUUGCCAUUGCGCACCACCUGAAAUCGUGUUUAUGAAAGCCCAUACACAUGAGCACCUGUCUAAGUGGCUUUUUAGGCAGUUGAAAAGGCAUGGCCAAAUUUCUUGGCAUCAAUAAAUUCUACUGUGUAUACCUCUUUUAUGAUGAUUUCUGCCCACAAGAGAAAUGAUAUCAUGAAGCAGGCUCAAUGUGUAGCUCUUGUUUGAUCAGACGCAUACAGUAGAUGUGCUAACUCAUGAAAUGUCAACCAAAAUUUCGAAAUGCGUUCUCGUUUCGAAAAGAUAAAUUAAGUAGUGUUGUCAAGGUAAUAAAGAUGCAGCAUAAAUCUAUACUGAUCUAGUUACGUCAGGGUGUCGGCUUAUUGGAAGAACUUAUUUUCGGCUGCACGCAAGAUCUAUACUCUGCAAAAAAUGUCCACUUCAGUAGCAUGCAAUGUUCUGAUUGAUUUUCGAUGCCACUGAAAAUUCAAUUAUAUUUCAUGGAAAAAAUGCAUAAAAGUAUUCAUUUUUCUACUUAUUCGGUAGAAAAUCACCUCUUCUUCCAAUUUCAUAUUCCAAAGAAGAGUAUUAUUCGGUUUUAAAAAACGUUUCUAAUUCCCGAAUAAUUUUGAACCCGACCUGAUGUUACACUUGCAUCCAGGGUUUCAAAACUACAAGCUGUAUAUUUUCCGUGUACAGAAAACCAUGCAUUUCUCUACGGUGUUAAGAGGAGACCAUAUGAAAUUCAUAAAAUUAAGCAGUGGAGUUGAGCAAUAUUGUUAACUUUACAAGCCCCAUUCGUUAAUGCACAUGCAUGACGUUUCAUGAAACGGCCAUUUUACGAUAUUAAAAAAUCUCACAAUUAGAAACUUUUUUUAAAACCGAACUAUACUCUUCUUUUGAAUGUGACAUUAGAAGAAGACGGGAUUUUCUACCGAAUAAGUAAAAGAAUGAAUAUUUUCAUUCAUUUUUUCCAUGAAAUACAAUUGAAUUUUCAGUGGCAUCUAAAAUCAAUAAGAAAAUUGCAUGCUAACUAAGUAGUCAUUUUUGCAGAUUAUAGAUCUUGCAUGCAGCUGCAAAUAAGUUCUUCCAAUAAGCCGAAACCCUGAGGUAACUGGAUCAUUAUAGAUUUAUGCUGCAUCUUCAUUAGCUUUACAACACUACUUAAUUUAUCUUUUCGAAACGAGAACGCAUUUCGAAAUUUUGGUUGACAUUUCAUGAGUUAGCACAUUUACUGAAAGCCACCCUAAAAAAAUUUAGUGUGAGUGCACCUUAAUAGCGCAGACCAGACACUUACGACCGUCAGGACACAGAUCGACCAAUCAUCAUGUAAGCCUAUAACGGGGACUGCUGGCCUGCGAUUUUCGGCCAUUACGGACCGUGAUGCUAGCACUGUUUCGGGGAUGUCGAUAAGGUCCCCGUUGAUGCAAUUCUGUAUAUCUGUAAUUCGUCCCUCGAAAUCAAGGCAUAUUAAAACUGUCCGGUUGUGUCGUUGUUGACUUGACAUGACAUACAAUUCCUGUCUGUGUCCGCCACUAUAUCCAUGCUGAUCUCUCGGCUCACAUUAUUCAGGCCUUAAUAAUUUGGAUGCGACAUCAGGGGAGGGGUUACGAUAAAGCCACCAAGUUGUCUUGUGUCAGACCAGUCCUGCAAGCAACCUUAUUUAAGCGUCGUGUUAGCUUACCAAUUAAAAAUCGCACUCAAUCGGUCCCACGGUUUCGCACCGCGAGUCACCCUAACUGCAUACUGGGUCGGACUCAGCACGGGAGAGAAAACGGCCCGUGUCUACGCGGACCAAACACGAGCCGGGCCGUCAUAGCAGUGACGUCCAUUUUGGCUCUUCAGUGCCUUUGCCGUUUGGGGAGGAUGUUUGCUGGUUUGUCCUACCGUACUACGGAGCCUGCCUUGAUCGACUUCUUAAGGAAUGUCUUCACAGUCAGGUCUCAGUCCUACUGCUCACAUUUCAAAGAAAUACUCUUCUAUCUUUCCUCUACAAGACGCUCCUUCGCAUCUGGGACGCCUUCCUUCUGGAGGGAAUCAAAGUGCUUUUCCGUGUCUCCCUGGCGCUCUUUAUUCGUCAGAAGCCCAUUUUACUGCGACAGAAUGACACUCUGGCUCUAUGGAAGAGUAUGAAGAGUACUGUCAGCCUCACCUACGAUGCUGAUGGCCUCAUGAAGGUAAGAUCUUCACUGCUAACACCUAAAGUUUUACCUGGAUUGAUAUCUGAACUCUUUCACUCAGUUCGUGUGAGAAGUAGAACCGUCAUGCGGGGUUCGGAAACCUUCAAAUAAGAUGUGUGUUUUCCGUAUAGCCUCAGAUCCCCUGUUCUCGCUAGAAAAGGGUCGGUAAAGAGCGGGUAAUGUAACGAAUGUCUCUUGAUCUUCGAGAACUGAAUAUCGCGGGAGUUGUCUGUAGAAGGUGAAUAGAUGGCAUGGAUUGGGUUUGCAGGGAUUGAAGGGGAACAUAAUCGAUCAUUUUUGCUACAAUUUUCAUCCGGCCAAAAUGUCUUCUCUGAUACCUAUUUGCGGACUAAUAUUUUGAAAUAUCACCUAUGCUUAGCAAGUCUGCAACAAUACCGGCCUGCCUGUGUCGCAUUGAAAAGACUUCCCAUUCUUGACAUCGUCUGACUAUCCACCCUGGCACCUAUACCUCUGGGCUGAACUUAUUCUUGAUCAGUAUUCGUUUUCUUGUGCAUCAUAGGGCCGUCCUCUUGCGAUGUGCGUGGCAGCAAGAGUCGGUUUCGUGCGGUUAAGUCACUCUGAUUUUUGCACCUGUUUCCGAGGCUGACUAGGCUGUCCCAGAUAGUGGCGCACUUCUCAGUAGUCCGGGGGACGUGAAUAUAUCGUCAGCUUUUUAGACCUGUUUUUAGCUCACCAGCCCACAAGUGGUAACUGCGCAACUUCUGGCGAGGGCCUAUAUCACCAGGAUAUGUUGGUUUCUAUAUGCGCCCACCAAACGAACUCCUCAGGUCGGGACUGGCCCCACAUUCUUCCGCUUGCAUGUCAGCAUUCCGAUUGGUGUUAAACCCAUCCGGAUACAUUUCCUCAAGCCCAUCGUAGUCUCCAACGCUAUUCGCCCUUCCCCUAUUCAGUGUGCGUCCCUUGACUGUGUCACCCUACUAACAAUAGUAUUGGGACGCCCAUAUCCGGUCUGAUUAAUUGCUCCUCUUUCAGCUGGCCUUUCAGAGCUUCAAGAUGAUGAAGCGUCGUGAACUGAAGUCUCGAAGGGAGGAGAAUAGACGCGCUCUUGAGAAACGUCUGGAGCAAAACGCUUUCCUUGCCGAUCUUCAUUUGAACAGGGUGAGUUGCUUGUCACAAAAUGCCCCAGGGUCUGAAACUGGCACAUAAUUCAACAACUUUAAGUGCACAAGAGACGUGAUCGGAUUGAAAACGCUGGUUUCGACUGUGCUAGGCAUUAAAACCCCGACGUCUGACUGUUUAUCCAUUCUGCCUCAUGAUUUAUUCUAGAGAAUCUCGGGGUCCGGUUUCACGGGGCCGCUGCCGGUCAGAUGAGCCCCGCAUGCCCCUCUAUCAAGUGCACAGGCAUAAAGGACAUUUUCAUAUCUGGUGUCACCGUUUAUGGGCAGAACCAGAGCGUGCAUUUUAAUCGAUUAUCUUUAACUCCAAUAACUUGGGUCAAACGGAAACAACCAACGGAUUCCACCUCGUUCAUCUACAAAAAGAGGAACAGUUUUGACAGCGGGGUCACAAAAAGCAAUGACGGGGGGCAAGUUAGUGCGCUGGUCGCUGAAGUUGAAUUACGGGGGAGUUCUGGCUCUAAGGCGUCCUGAACCCACUUCUUCCCAGCCGAAUUCAUUAAUUCGUCACCCACGAGAUCGAUGUCGGAAGUGGUCUGGGACAUUUGGCCCCAAAAUGCACUUCCUGUCUGCUAUGUCGGGGUCACAUUUGCUCACCGCCUGCGUUAGUCGGGCUAUGCGCGAAUGCUGUAUCCAGGUCUAACCGCUUCACAGCUGAGUAAAGUGUGGGAGAGGGAAUAUUGAGUGGGAACGACACUGGAAAAUCCAUCCUCACUGCUCGUCAGAUCUCUCCACAUUUUGUCAAAUAUGGCAAGCUUUGAUCUGAUAGAAGCGAACAGGCGAGGACCAGCUAGCGGUUCAGAAGACGAAGAUGUGAUCACUGGAACCAGACAUUUAUUGGUUUGUCGUUUCGGAUUCUCGCUCGAAUCCAUCAUCAGAGCCAGUCGCAGAUAAGGGUACUGGUGGCACAAGGAGUGCAGUAUUUAUAGCACGUGGCUGCCGUGGGACCACGUGCGCGCUGUAAUUAACAGUUAUCGCAAUCACCGCUGGGGCCAUAAUUGAUGCGACGGUGGUUUGUCAGUCCGCGUCGGAGUAAGCAAUUGCCAUGAUUUCCUCAUUCGUUUUGGAUGCUGGUGUGACGAUUGCCCGGCAAAUCGGCCCACUGUCACUGCGAUUGUUGUUCGCCCGCGCCCUUUUCACGUGUCUGACUCCCAUGCGACUGUCUCUGAUGAUGGAUUUGAGUGAGAAUCCGAAACGUCAUGCCAAUAAAUUUCUUGUUCCAGUGAUGGCAUCUUCGUCUUCUGAACUGCUACAUGGAACUCGCCUGUUGACUUCUAUCAGCAGUCGUUUUUAUGUGUGAUUCCACCGUCCGAGCAGCGUAAUGCAGGUUACUCUGAAAAAUCGUGUUUCUUUCCUACUGAGCUUUGGGGAUGACGAUGCAGAGACAGAGUCCGUUUAUUCAAAAAUUCAUUCGGAUAGCCUGGGCUAUGUCCCGAGAGGCUGAUUGUCAGGUUGUUUGCUUUACAAGUAGCAUUACUAAGCGUACCCGUACAAUUUUUGAAGCCAAAAGAUAAACUUUAUUUAGGCAUGAAUUUUGAAGAAAAUGUAAGUUGUUAGCAAGAGGGUAAAGGCAGAAUUUUUGUAAGUGCUUUCUGUAAAAUAUGAUUAAAUGUAUAAGGGCAUUGGAAGUCGGAGAUAAAACUUCCCACUUAUAAAACAAUAACAUUUUGCAGUGUUAAUUUUGCAAACGACAGGAAAGCAGCAUAGUCUGGUCGUGAAUGUCAUAUCUUGUGAUAAAGUUGCACUUUAAUAAAUAUUACAGCACCCGGAAGGUUGACAGUUUGUGCAUUUUCGAUCCGUUUAUUCGAAAAUUCAUUCGUAUAGCCUGAGCUAUGUCCCGAGAGGCUGGUAAUCAAGCGAUGAAGCUUCAUUUCUGCAGUGGUCCCUGCAGUCUGGUCUGGUGGGGCGUAAGAAACGCCACCGGUGAAUAAUACAGAAACAAUGGAAGGUAGUUCCUCAUAAACUACAUCAAAACGUGGCACAAAUCAAACACUCUUACUGCCUUAGCACACUGACCUGAUGGAAGCAUUUUGGUUUAUGGUCAUAAGCCCCACCUAAACUGUGCUCAGGCAAAAGUUGGGUAGAGAUUGAGGUCUACGUAGUGCAAGCUCCCUUCACCAACGCUUCAUCUUAACAAUUUUCCAUUUUGAGCCAACUAAGUUGUAGCGAACGUCGAAAAGACGACUGAGUCAAAACCAUCCCCACUUUGUGUCAAUGAUGGUCAGUGUAAGACGCAUGCUCAGUCCUAUCGGCACAAUUCGACGCCCGCAAACGAAGCUGGCAAGCGUAGGCUAACUUGACAAUCACACGGGCCAUUCCAGUCUCCCUUGUCUUUGUCGGUAAGACCAUUCUGCCUAUAUAUCAAGUGCCGCUGUGCGGCUGCUGGUUGUCUCGAGAGAGAGAGCUCUUAAGGCACAGCGGAACGAGCGAGUUCCGUAUGAAAGAUCGGUGAGCGCACCCUACCAUUAUAUAUAUAUAUAUAUGUUCAUGAGCAGCUCGCUAAGAGUGCAACAGGCCAGACGCAGACAGCUGUUUCACGGUCGUUACCGAUCAUCAGUACGUCAUAGGCCUUAUGCUUAUAUACCUCACUUCAUAAGGCCUAUGACGUACUGAUGAUCGGUAACAUGCUCAUAUAUACAUAUACAUAUUAUCACUGCUCUCCGUUAUGCUUAACCUCCAAGAACUUUAGUUUGGAGUCCUAGGGCAAAACGAACUGAAUGAAGCACCAGUUCCGUUUGCCUCGUUAGGUCAUCCGAAUAAUUUGCGUACUAAAACAUUUUGACAAUCAGGUCAGAUAUUGAAUUCACUCUUCCAUAUUUUGCGGAGACAUUUCUUCCGGCUGCUCAUUGGCCGUAGAGCAGAAUCCAGUGUUGAAAUUCGAGAUUAGUUCUUGUUUGGGUUAUUUUGGAAAGGUGUCCAUUGACACCGAUUCGCUCAAACUAUCUGACCAACCGCAGAGUUAUCGCCCCACGGGAAUAUGUUCUACUGGGUUCGUGAAAGCUAUGUCUAUUUUAUGCUCUACGACCGCGAGCAGACCCUCCUCUAAGUUCGCAUCCUUUCGAUUCCUGGCGAGCCCUUGACUUUUCAUUUUAACAGAGGCACUUCUUAGCAAAAUUUAUUUUCCUUAUUUUUGCACAGCCCUCCUUUACGGGGUUUUCAAAGGCAUCUAAGGACGCCCCAACUUCCAACGUUAGCGGCCCAGCGCAGUCUCGUCUACUCACUGUGUCCACCUUGGGCCAAAGUAAGUUAGUAAAAUCUAAUUACACCCCUCACUCCUGGCUUUGUGCCCCUGCUCAGGUCUGUAUAGCAUUUGACUUGUUCGGUCUUUCUUACUGCUUGUCGAAUCGACCUUUCGAAUUUAUCUGCGGCCGCCAUUUUGAUCCCUAUGCAUUCUUAGCUCCAGCUGCAAACCGGUGCAUGUGGUGGUGGUCGUGGUGGUGGUGAUGAUGGUGGUGGUGGUGGUGGUGGUGAUGAUGGUGGUGGUGGUGGUGGUGGUGAUGAUGGUGGUGGUGGUGGUGGUGGUGGUGGUGGCAGUGUUCGUGAGAAUUCCCUUGUUAAUGAUUAUGACGCAUAUCGUUUUUUGUUCUAAUGUUCAAUUUUCCAAUGUAGACACCUCUUAUAAGUUAAAAAGGAAAGUUCGUUUAUUACUCUGCUGAGAUAACGAGCUUUGGAUGCAAUGCCUGGGUAGGCUGCAGAUUCCACAAUGUGAUGUGAUAACAAAAGUGGUUCAUUAUUCUCCCAGGGUAAAGUCUUUAUUCCUUUAUGCAUUAGCCAAAUUAGGCAAGUCGUUUGGCAACAUUUAAAUGAACAGCCAACCUCAAACAAGCUCUUCACACUUCCUGAAACUGUGCGUUUAUUAGACUAUUCAUGCAAAUUAAUAUAGAGUUUUGUAAUUAUUUACCGUACCGAUGGCACAAGUACAAACCGCUUUCUGACGCGGCUGCUCAACAGUGGCUACCUGUGGUGGUUUGUGAAUAUUCCGCGGUUAUUCUGCAGUAGCUAAUUUAACUCAGCUCAAAUUUCGGACCGUGUUUGAAAGGGUCUGCAUGCAAAGGGUUAACUCCAAGUUCGCGCAUUAAUUUCCUCGGAAAUUAAAUAAGGUAAAACGAUUAAAUAGAGUUCAAAUGAACGAUCAUGUUUCUCGCUGGUCUUCUAGCCUCCCUUUCAUGCGUGCCGUUAAGUCUCCGCUGAGUACUACUCUUCUGGCGCUGCUCGCAGUCCCACCAGACCGUUUAUGGCCUUCAUGGCAGUUUUACAUGAUUGCGCUCUGUUCUGUGAAGGGAUCAGUGAACUCCUCCUCCUCCUCCUCCUCCAACGGCUUGCAAAACGCCGGGCGUCGGAUAUAAAAACAACCGUAUCGCCUGCUGUAAUCGUAAAUGUUCUCGAUUAAGUGGGGUUCAGGCAAGUUAAUUUUCACAGAUACAGUAGGUGAGCAAACUCAUGAAAUGUCAACUGAAAUUCCAAAAUGCGUUUUCGUUUCGAAAAGAUAAUUUAAGUAGGGUUGUAAAAGUAGUCAGCCUAAAGCCUAAUUCCAUAAUAGUUCAGUUACCACAGGAUGCCGGCUUUCGAAAGAACUUCCCCCUGGCUAAAUGCAAAAACGAUGCUCUGCAAAAAAUGACUACUUAUGCAGCAUGCAUUUUUCUUAUUGCUUUUCGAUGUCUCUAAAAGUCUAAUUGUAGUUCAUAGAAAACAUGUGUGAAAGUAUUCAUUCUUUCGCUCAUUCGGUGGGAACUCACGUCUUCUUUCAAUUUAAUACUCGAAGGAUGGACAUACUUCGGUUUUAAAAAGGUUUCUUAUUGCGAGACUUUUUAAUACCGUAAAAUGGCCGUUCGCAAAACGUCAUGUCUUUACAUUUACCAAUUGAGCUUGUAAAGUUCACAAAAUGGGUCAAAUAUAAUGCUAAAUGUUAUGGACCUCAUAUGGUCUCCUCUUUAUUACCGUAGAGAAAUGUGUGGUUUUCCGUGCGCGGAAAAUGCAUGGUCUGUGGUUUGGAAGCCCUGAAUGCAUGUGUGACGGUAGAGCGACUUCAACAUUAUUCGGGAAUUGGAAAAGUUUUUAAAAACUAAAUAAUAGCCUUUCUUUGAAUAUAAGAUUGGAAGAAGACCUUAUUAUUUACCGAAUGAGCAAACGAAUUAAUAUUUUUAUGCAUGCUUUCCACGGAGUAUAAUUGGACUUUUAGAGGAAGAGUGUUCCUUUGGAAUUUAGUCGGUAGGAAGUUCUUUCUAAAACCGGAAUCCUGAGGUAAUUGAAAUAUUAUAGAAUUAUACUGCAGGCUGAUUAGUUUUACAACCCUACUUAACUAAUCUUUUCGAUACGACAACGCAUUUCGGAAUUUCAGUUGACAUUUCAUGAGUUAGCCCACCUACUGAAUGCUAAAAGAUUGUGAAAUAAAACGCAGGAAACUUGUAGCGCACUUUAUACUCCCCAGCAGUCGAAUAUCUUCUCCACCGAGGACGCUCAUCUGAUGAUCUUACUUUGGGGAUUUAUGCACUAAGAUUAGGCUUGUUAGCCGAAAUGAAAGGUAAAACAAGUGUUUUAUCGACGUUGCCAGCUGAAUCUGCCCACAGUGUACUUUUUUCUCCGAAAUUGCCAGGAAACUUUAGACCGAGUAAUGGCACAAAAACCGCAAGUAAGUAUUUUUUUCGGUUCAUAACGGUCAGUGAGAAGAGUUUUCCAAUCUCAUCUCUCCUUCCACUACAUCGUUUGGCGUGUGUUUAUUAUCUGAAUGACUUUUAGGCCAUUCGACCACUUGACAAUUAUUGGCACAAGAGCGGUAGAGUGUGGAAAAGAUCGAAAGUCGCAUAAACCUAUCAUGGCUAGUUUGGCCUUUUGUAGCGCGAUCCAAAGGGCACAUGUUAUAAACAGAUAUUAUGUGGACGCAAUACUAAAUAAUAUCAUGUCUCAACCUACUUAAACUGGUUCAGUAGCGAAGACAUGUUCAUAAAUAAACGCUAUGAAGAGUAGGUCUCGCCCACGCGCAUUUCCGGCCGGGUACUCCUGUCUGCUCAAUAUUGUGAAUUUAAAUCCCUCACAACAAACAUAAGGCCGGACGGUCUGCAUUGUGGGGUAGAAAAUAUCUUGCCCCACAGUCUUCUCUGAGAUUCAUUCUGAAGUUUCCUCCCUCUAUUGUCUUUUUGACAGCCUCCGAAAAUUUCCUCAUCUUUAUCGAAGAAGGGGACAAAUGCGGUGUCAAGAUGGGCAGCGCUGAGGAUGACAAGCUCUACCACAUUGACAUUCAGGUAAAAACUUGUCCGAAUUGCAUCCGCCUCAAGAUCGAUAUGAGUCGUUCCGCCGUUUAGUUCAUAUAGUGUGCCGCGAUGCUUUGUGAUGCAAAAGACGCAUCGAAACCCGUGUGAGGAAAUGCAUUAGGACAGCACUCAAGUCAAAUUUUGCAUAAACUGUUUUUGCGUAUAUAUCUUUUGACCUUUUUCACAUUGCACAUCUUACGUAUCGUCGUCUAAAAAUCGGUGAAGGCAUUUGGUUGAUAACGAUAGUCAUUCGCUAGACUUUCAACUAGGAGACAACAACUACUCUUCAAGUGGCUUUCGCAUUCCACAAUAAUGAGUGAACACCUUCGAAUUAUGUUGGGUAUGCAUCGAAAUAUACGUUAAGCUAACUAUUAUAUGCCAUCAGCUUCAAACUGUAUGGCCUUACUAACUGCUCUGUCCUCAGUUACAUUAGAUCUCCGUUUACCGGUGUAAAAAAAGGGUAGAUUGUGGCGACUCCGGCAAUGUAGGUGUGAAAACUUUUGCGGGUUCAGUGGGAUUUGAACACGUUACAGCAAGUGCAAGCUUUUUGACAAAUUACCGAACCUGUUUUCUCUACACCACACCAACACGAAUCUAAAAUAAUGCACGCCCCAACGAGGACCAUGCGGUCAUGAAUAGACAAGAUUUAUAUGUCGCUACAUAGAGCAAAUGAGUUCAGACGACGAAGAUACGAUCACUGUAACAAGAAAUUUAUUGGCCUAAAGUUUCGGAUUCACACUCGAACCCAUCAUUCGCUGCUGUCUCUGAUGAUGGGUUCGAGUGGGAAUUCGAAACGUUGGACUGCUAAAUUUCUUGCUCCAGUGAUCGCAUCUUCGCCUUCUGUCCGUCAGCUCUUACGGUGGGCAACCGAUCUCAUGAAAUGGAAGCCGAAAUUCUGAAGUGCGUUUUCGAUUGGGGCUGCAAAAUUAAGUAAUGCAAAGCAUAAUCCCAUUAUAUUUUGGACAGGCCAGAAUGUUGGCAAAAAAUUGCUACCUAAAUAGUAUGUAUUUUUUAACACUAAUUUCCUAUGGCUUUGUAAAUCGAAAAAUAUUUCAUAGAAAACAUGCACAAGAUAUGCCUUCUUCUCCUCGUUUGGUGGAAAAUCAUAUUGUCUUCACAUUUUAUACUGGAAGAAAAUGUAUACUUAGAUUGUGAAAAAGUUUUCCGAUUCGCGAAUAAUUUUGAGCCAGAUCAGCCGUUGCAUCGGAGUCUUAUGAUUUCGGUCGACAAGGUGUGUACGUUCCGCGCAAGGAAGAUCCUUUAUUCCCUGUGUCUUUAAGAAUUCAUGAACAGCUCAAAUAGAUGGACAGGUACAAUACUGCAUUAAUAGGACACUGCACGGUCUUAAAAAAUCUCACAAUCAGAGACUUUUUAAAAAUGGAUGUCCAUCUUUCUUGAAGCACAAAACUUAAAGACAACUUGAUUUGCUAAUAAAUGGGUAAAUGAGAGCAUAUUCUGUGCAUAGUUUUUAUAACAAUAUAUUUGAAUUUAUAAAGGCAUCAUAAAGCAACGGAAGAACCCAUACUACUCAAGUAGUUAUUCUUGCCAACUGCGAUCUUUGCAGGAGGUUCGAAAUAUCAUGGUAUCAUUCGGCGUAAUAAUUAAUGUUUCAACUUCGCCUACAGUGAGUGCCCGAUCUCAUGAAAUGUUGGCUGAUAUUCAAAAAUGUGUUUUCAUUUGGGAAGGAUUACUUAGGCGCAGUUGCAACUUUAAUCACCUUGCGACAUAAUCCUAUAAUACUUCGGACUUGGCAGGAUGUCAGCUUUCGAAUGCAUUCCUUGUUAAUCCCCUUUGGAAACCACACUCAAUAAAAAAUGACCACUUAAGUAGCAUGCAUUUUUCACAUAUAUUUUUGAUAAUCUUAUAAAUUCAAAUGUAUUUCAUAAAGACAUGGAUAAAAAAAUGAUUUCUUUUGCUGAUCUAAUAGAGAAUCACGUCAACUUUAUAUUUUACACUAGACGAAGGAGUAUAAUUAGGUUUUUAAAAGUCCCCUAAUUCCCAAAUAACUUGGCGCUUGAUCAGUCGCAGCAUUAGUGCUAAGUGAUUUCAGUAAAGAAAAUCACAUAUUCUCCUAUGCCUUUAAAAGGAUAUCAGAUAGAAUCCAUAAAAUUUCGCAAUGGUUGGGGAAUAUUUUCGGCGUUUCAUGAGCAACGGUGUUAAACUUACAGGUGCGAUGUUAUAUGAAUGGACAUUGUACGGCCUUAAAAAAUGCAUAAUUAGAAACUUUUUAAAAACCUAUUUAUACUCCUCCUUCGAGCAUAAAAUAUAAGGAUGACGGGAUUCUCUAUUAAACGACUAAAAGAAAGCAUAUUUUAUAUUUUCGAUUUCUUUAAAGUAUAUUGGAACUUGCAAGACAUCGAAAAUCUAUGUGAAAAUACAUGCUACUUAAGCAGCCAUUUUUUAACGAGAUCGUUUUCUACACAGGAUUAUAAAGGAGUACAUUUAAAAAGUGAUAUGCUGCCAAGUCCAAAGUAUUAUAGGAUUAUGUCGCACUCACUGCAAGUAAUCCUUUCUAAUCGAAAAUGCACUUCAGACCUUCGACUAACAUAUCAUGAGGUCGGUCUUCCAAAUGCGAAAUAGGUAACAUCUGCAAUAAUUAUGAAGUUUUUUAGAUAGGAAAAAAUACUGUCUUUCUUUAUAACAUUCUGUUCAUACAGUUUGACUCACCCAUCUUGUGUGCCGCCCUACUGGAGGAAAAGCACGUUCUCUUGGGCUCAGCAGACAGCUACCUCUAUGCAUUUGACUCGGAGCAGAAGUAAGUCCCUCAUUCUGUCCACAGCAUCCUCCUCAAGUCGCUGAGUUGAAGUUUAGGAGCUGUUUUAGUAACCCCAACGUCUAAGUUCCAACAGCCAUCCAGAUCGCUUACUACGUCUUUAUAAUAAAGACCACGAUUCAAACAAGGCGUCGGACCCUAAAUGUCGGGAUCCAUAUUUCUGGUUGAGGUACCUUUGAAAUGUCAAUUUGGAAAACACGUCCUUUCGGUAACUCGUCAUCAGGCCAAAACAGAUUAGUGGCGUGGGGAAAAUGAUUUUUAAUAGCCGCUGUGGCUUCGCAUACUUUCAACUUCCAUGUAACUAGAGGACGAGGUGGCGAGCAUACGUAACUUUCGAUAACUUCUCGUUGGUCCAGUAUAAUUCUAUGGGAAGGGGUGGAAGUACAAACACGUCAGUGAUAAGAUAAAUCGAUUUAAGUUCGCCUUAAAACAGAGGCCAAGUGUGGGAAUGUGGGCGGGGGGCGGGGGCGGGGUAAUGGCAGUCAGUGUCAGGGGCGGGGUGAGAGCAGAAGGGCGCGGGAGAGUUGUAGCACUAGUCCACCUUCGACCACUGUAGGCGCGAAGCCUGAACGUGGUUCUUCUGUGCGCACAAGAUCGGUUUUCGCAACCUGAUGGCGGGCGCCUCUGCUUCUGCUAACAGGCGCCGUCCCAGUGGUUUAGGAUAGCUCGACGGGACCUUAUAGAUCACAUGAAAUGCUUGUUACUGUUUUAGCCUGAUGACGAGUUGCCGAAAACACGUGUUUGUCAAAUUGACUUUUCAAUUGUAACGUAAGAUACCUUUAUCGGCUGGGCCCAGCAAUUGUCAAAAAAUCAAAAGGGGUCUUAAAUCUCACACGAUAUCAGCUACUCGGUCAGUUUUAAUGACCGUAUUACCGAACUACGGCAAGUAAAAACUUGCAACAAGGUGAGAAGGCGAGUGUAGACAUGCUGUUGUAAAUGACCUACAGACCAGUCGUUCAAUUUGUUUCAACAGUGCGCUUAUCGAAGAGAGGGCGUUCAGAGAUCAGCGGGUUCCGUUACAACUUGAGGAUCAUAAUUUCGAGCCUUCACAGACACUCGUAUAGCGGUCAGUAAUACAGACAGAAGGUAGCAAGGGCUAGGACAGGGGAGACGGAGAUGGCCAUUUUCGACAGGCUAGACAUCAUCCACCAGCCAUACCCCAGAUUUGACUAACCUCGGAUCUGGGGCACUGAACAUUCAGUAGUCCAACGAUCUACGACUGGGCUCCGAGUCCACGCUAAACCAACCUAGGAGUCGGAUAUGAUUGGCUGAUGAGGACUAACAAGCCAGAAGCGACCCCUCAGUCCUCCCAAUCAUCACCGCCCCCCCCUCCGAGUAAUUCAGUUAACCGGAGGCUCUCUGAUAGGGCUGUUAGCCUAACUUUCCAGCUCAUCUUCCGACCAUGCCAUGCCCAGCGAAAGAUUUUGCGGUUGCCUAAGUUUCACGCCUGUGUACGUCCAUUCACAGUAGGCUGUCCGUCUAAAAUAAUUUUAUGAGUUAGCAUAACUUUAUGUGCGUUAGAAUGCGUGUAGGAUGGCCCUGUCAGCAUUGAGGUGUGUCCUUAAUUGCCAAAUUCGUUGGCGUUAAAAGGCAGAGAGAGCUCGUCGGGACUUACGCCAGGGCCACGGAUCCUCUGGGAGGGUUGGUGGCGCUACAGUGUGCCUUUGUUGACUGUGCAGUCAGUUGGCAGGGUUUUGGGUAGAGUUGAGUUGCUCUUCUAGAGUUCCUGCCUCGAUUCGAUAGGGGAAGGAUCCUACCCAACUGCCGCGGCCACAGAAUGUCAAACUGUGGGUUUUACUAGAGAAAAGGACGGGGAGGGCAGAAAACACAGAACGACGUCCAUAGCAAAGAAGUAAUAUACAAUACCCAUUAAACAGUGGUAGCAAUUUCUCUCUCCCUCUCCGGUAUCAGUAUUUGUGUGCUUUGAGAGUCCAAACUCAGUCUCGGAACCCUUCUGUGCCUUUUUGAUCUUGCCCUUAUCGAUCUAACAUGUCUGUCUGUUUGCAGGAUCAAAAACUGGGAGAUCAAGUUGUCCAGCAGUGUGACGGCUAUUGCUGUCAGCCGCAGCGGUGAAUACCGACACGCAUUUGUCGGUAUGGCCAACGGCGCUCUCUGUUUCAUUGAGGUGAGGUCCUUAUUCCACCCCUUCUGUCCCCUCUCUUCCUCCCUCACUUCUGGCCACCGCUGGAACAAGAAGCUUAUUAGCCUGACGUUGCCGAUACUCACCCGGACCCAUCACCGGAGAGCGUUGUAGAUGAGGGGCUAGUGUAGGCACAAGGAGUGCAGCUGCUGGUUGGGCUCGAGAGAGAGAGCCCGUAAAGAACAACGAAACGAGUAAGUUCCGUAAGAACGAUCGAUGAACGCACCCUAUCAUUGUAUAUUCCCGAUCGAAUCCGACAGGGCAACGGGCACGUGGCACAACGGUUAAAGGCCUGGACUUCAAUCCAACACGUCGCGAGUUCGAGCCAUGAAUGUUCAACACUUCGGGGAUGGGUAUGACUGGCUGACGACGGCUAAUAAGCCAGAAAUGGCCAUUCCUUUCUCCUUUCACUUUGUCGGUAAUACUAUUCUGUCAUUGUGUUUUUUAUGGACUGCGGGACUCAAAACCAUGGCUUGAGUAGCUUGCGGCUCACGCGAUAGCCAACACUGCUAGGGAUUGCGGCCUUCUGAAAUUUGAAAUUUUAGUGGACCCCGUCGAAUGAGCGUUAGCGUCUUUCCUCCUCACUCUUGCUGGAUGUUUGGCCAUUCGCGUCCGGAGUAAUCUCUCAGUAUUUUUAGCGUAGUUGCUCAGCCCGCAACCGCGGUGAUGGCUCGUCAGUCCGAGUCCGAGUUGUUAAUGACCGUGAUUUUGUCAUCCUUGCUAGAUGCUGGUGUGACGAUUGCUCGGCAAACUGGCUCACUGUCACUGGGAUAAUUGCUCGCCCACGCCCUCCCCACAUGACUGAUUCCUCUGCUCAGGGAAAAUCUCAGCACGGAAUAUGGUAACGGGAGGUCAUUGUGCUUGUUGAUGGAUUGCGAGCCUGAGAACCAUGACUCGGGCACUUCGCGGCUCACGCUUUUUCGCCACUUACGAGGAUUUCGGCCUCUUGAAAUUUUUAAAUAUGGCCGGAUCCCAUCGAGUGUGCCGCCACCUGAGAGUUAGCGUCUCCCCGCCUCACUGCUGCUGCGUGCUCGGCAAUUCGCGUACGGAGUAAUUUCCCAGUCUCUCCGACAUAGUUGCUUUGUCCGCAACUACACCAGAUCCGGUAAACGACUCUAGACGAUUCCUGCCAUGGCAGAGGGUCUUGCGGCCUCAUGACCUGGCGCCUGAUGGCUGCCACCGUCCUGUGUGCUAUUCCAUCCCCGAGUGGAGUGAGAAGGCGGCUGACGGCCUCCGAGACGUUCUUCAAGUAUGGAAGAACCCGAAUGAAUUUGGAGCAGGUCGUAUUUGGCUUCUGGCGUUGUUUGUGUAUGCACUGGUUGAGAAAUUUGCGCAGGUAGCCAUUGGUUUUCAGUACUGUCUAAGAUAUUGUGAUUCAGUGACUGUGUCUUUCAUUUCAUUGCAAUGCACAUCAACGCGUUAGUGUAGCGUCCUGACGUAACUGCUUUUGUGGCUGGCUGGGUGGUUGCUGUUGAAGCUCGGUGCUUGCAUCGUAUUUGUCGCCUUACUGAGCACCUCGGUUUUCAGGCCACCAGAAUCUUUUCGGCAAAAGAAAACAUCCAGAAAGGCCUGCUGGUUGCUUCCUUCCUCCCCCGCCGUAAACUGAAUGUCGGGGAAGAGGGCGUUGAGACGUCAGUUGUGUGUCAAGACCUGAUCCCGUUCGAUGACGACGAUGACGGUAUCAUCUGCAUACCGACCCCAGAAUUGCGUCUGUAGUGUCAUAAGUCCUUGCGACUCCAACCGUUGUAAGACUGUCUCAGCUAUGAGUCCCGAAAUCGGCGAACCCAUUGGCGUGCCCUUCAUCCGCUCGUAGAUUGUUCUUCCCAAAGUAAUGUACGUCAUCAGACAGAACUUUAGGAUUUGGAGGAUCUGGGUGUGUCUUAGGUGAUUCCCCGUUUCACCAUAUCCUUAUCGUGGGGGUAGUUCGAUGAUCUCGACUGCCUGGUCCCGCGGAAUCGAAGUAAAUAGGGACGUGACAUCAAAAGAUACCGUAUCGUUCGAUGGAAGACUUACUCCUCCAAGUUUCCCCAAGGACUGCAUGGACGAGCUGACUGUGGCGUUUGGACAAGUGGUCAGAAACCUGAGACGUCAAAAGUACCACUCCCUAAGUUGGAGUACCAGAGAGGGGCACCCUCAUUACGCCCUUUUCGAAGACCCUAAAACAGGACGAGGGUCUUUUCUUGCGCUCUCGUCGUGUGCCCGUCGAUCGGCAAUAUUGCACCUGAGUUCUCCAGUGUCAACAGCUUCGCGUUGAUCUUGCGUCUCAGUAUCGCUGUGGGGAUGGGUACGCAUGAGACAUAAUAAUGACGAUCAUCAAACAAGCUUUUGUCCUCUCGAAUAUAAUGUCUCUUGUCCAGUACGACCGUGGAACGCCCCUGUUCCGAAAUGUCAGGCAAAAAAACUUUUUGUCUUAGUGGUCGCAUCUUCUUUUUCCUAAUCGCUUCCUGGAACUCGCCUGAUGGAUGGUCACUCCCUACAUUUCCAAAUCAGAACUUGGGUGGCAAAUCUGACAUGUAAUUCUUUACUGGGCUAGAGUGUAUAUGCAACUGGUAGGCAGCGCUGACUAAAGCUCAUGAUCAAUCAAUCGGGGCCUCACGCUCGUCUAAGCGCGUUAACGGCAGUCGCGCGCCUCAGAAGCUCGCAACCAUAUGGGACGAUAUUGCCACAGAGACAUAAAUGUCCCCGGUGUUUGAUGAUGAAGAAAAAGAAAGAGAAAAAGCAGAUGGGCUUUUCGGAACAGGUUUAUUCAACUCUUGACGUUUCAAAGAGCUUGGUCGGCUCUCCAUUGUCAAAGUGUAAAAUGCACUUAAUCGAUCAGAAAUUUCAAGUGGCAUGUCCUGUUGGUCGGCCUUAUGCUGAUCGAUUUUUUUCUCCUCUCGCUUCCUCGGCCCCUCGGGAGAUGGUUGACGGGCGUUUUGCGCGCGGACCUUUUGAGUGACCACUCCGCCGGGGAGAGCUGAUCAAACCGUUGUCGGACGGUCCUUAUUCGGCCUCACCGCGUAAACUCACUGUUAUGACCCGCCUGGUACUUGAAAUCCCGUGGAGCGUAUGCGCACUCGACCCUUGUCCCCAGUACCAAAGCAGCAGACAAGAAAAAAAACGAUAAGCCACGGGAAGUGUAUUAGAAAGUACACUGCAAGUCGCGACUAGCUGAUAGGUGACGCAUAUUUAUAACACCCUCCUGUGGUUCGCCGGCAUUCGGCCCAAUGACCUUCGGGCAGAGGGGAGUAGCCAAUGAAGAGACGCCCAAUUACGAUGACAGCGUGGUAGAGGGAGUAAACGCACGUUGUCUCCAGUGAUUGGUUGGCUCUUGAUUUUGGGAGUGUAGGCACUCCCAACACUCACCCUCUGGCUCUCUCCGUACGGCCUUCUUAAGUCCGGUGUAGUUUUUUGGUCCUGAGCUCUAUGAUUGUGAUGACGUAAGACUUUGAAAGCUGCAGAAAGGUCCAGAUGCCUGUUGAUAGAGUUGGUAUCGGAGAACCACGCCUCGAGAGUCAGCCGUUCUGCUUUUGUGUUGUUCCGGCUUAGGAUGAUAGUCAUCUGGAGAUCGAAAGUAUGCCCAGGUUCUCAAACGUGUGUUGCUAGUUGAGAGUCAGGGUCUAACCUCCGAGUGGGCGAUUUCUGCUCUUGUAGGCGAAUUUGCAAUUUCGCCCGGUUUCACCCACAUAGUUGCAGUCGCCCUCAUUGCAAUUUACUUUGUAGAUGAUUGCUGAGGUUUCAGCUGGUGGCAAUGGGUCCUUAGGUUGCACCGGACGACGUUGAAUUGUUGCCUGGGAUCGAUGGGCUAUGCCUACUCUGGUGAAUUGUAACAGUCGCGAGACCGCUUCCGAGACCGUAGGGAAUGGCCUUCCAGACUUCGGGUUGCUGUAUUUACAUAAACCUGUUUUGGAGAGCCUAUCUUCUCCUUCUUCAAAUAAUUAACCCGGAUCUCUCAACUUUCCCAAUCUGUCCUCGGUGAAACCAGCAGCGCAAGUCCACUAUCACUACAAACUGAUUCGCGCGCAAUUCCCCGUACCUGUGUCCGUCAAGCUUCAGGACGAGCGUCGAACAUAGUCGUUGGCGACGUUCAAAUUGUCAUAACCAACACCAUCAUCAUCAUCAUCACCACCAACAAUGACUCCGGUUAUAUGCACCAAUAUUUACGCCUCGACCUGUUUCGAUUUUUCUUCCCUUAGAAUGUCUCCAUGGCAACACAACCGCGAGACCACUUCAUGCUGUUUCUGGGUGUUCUGGCAGUCUCCUCCAUCGCUGUCGUUGAAGAACAUGUUUGGUGCGCCUGCGGCUCAGUUGUGGAAGUUUUUGAUGUCAGGUAAAGAAAUUUGUAUACAUCUUCCAUAUCUACUUCCGUCUUGCUCAAGGAGAGAUUAUAACUGGCACUGAUGUCAGUGCAGUUUGUUGGAUCGUGUUCUCUGAGACAGCUGACUUCAAGUGAAGCAAAAACCCUCCAAACCCUGGAACUUACUUUUUUGCCUAUGUGGCCUCCACAGAUACGGAAUCACGAAGUCCGGAUACGGUUACUCUUAAAUGGAGUCAGACCUCGAUUGCCGGGGGACCGUUCUGCCAACAGAGGCUCCCGCGUGGUUUCUUAGCUUCCGUCUUCGAGAAAUUUUUGAUUCGAAUUACGGAACUCAACAGAUGUCCCCCACUUAAAUUUUCAUCUUUCGCUUUGUAAGCCAGCGGAAUCGUAACUCAGACUUAAGCACACUCACUCCUGCGACCAGAAAUAUGUUUAUAUCGAAUUUCCCACGUGAUCGUUCAGGUAAUUAAGACACUCAAACAAAAUUCGAAGAAUCACCUGUUGGCGCUUGUUUGAUUUCAAAAGCUUUUUUAACCUUGUGGUGUCGUAUUUGUCAUAUUCCGCACCAUCACAGCUAACUAAUGCGUCGAAAUGUAGUGGAGUGGAUCGGGCUGAGUUUAACUGUACCUCGCAAUUUCUCUUACAUUUUCUUUACUUGUUUUAUUUAAGUAGGUGUAAUUGCUGUUGCCUAUUCUUUGUGUAAUUAGUGCGCCCAAUCGAGAUGCACUUGCCAACUUAGAGUGUAUAGAUUAUUGGUUGACGCAAAAUUACUUACCCCAUAGACUACACUUACACCUACUUUGUCCCAGUAAAGUCUGGUUUUUGGUAAUCGUGGGGAGGGCAGAAGUGUUGUACGCCAGAUUCGAGAUGAGUGGUCGGUUAAUCAAUGCGCCCAUCCCACCUAUAGGUGGCCUGCCAUAAUUUUGGCAUUGGUUAAGUAUAGAGACAGAGCACUCAGUGUCGUGUAAACCUCCAUAACUUCUUGAAUUUGUAUGAAAUCGACAGCUGUCUCCUUCCCUCCACCCCCCCCCCUCCCCAAAGCACUAACAGUCCUCACUGAAUCUCAUGGGCGGAAUAUCGCAUUACAACCAUGAGAGAGACGUUUACAAGGACGGCUGCUAACUUAUUCGUCAAACUGAGGAAAUCGGUAUAGCGACGCUUGUAUCUAUGCUCUAUGUCAUCCUCAAGGCCCUAAAAGCCAAUGUCAUAAAGCCCUGUUAUUCGAUUUUUAUUGGCUAGCACGCUGGAUCAUAUUAACCAAUUCAGUACCUCGGAGAAUCCACUGGACACCGUACUCUGCCUCGCCCCCAGCCGAUACGGCGUUUGGAUCUCCAAAUGCGGAAAUACGGAACUCCAACUUUGGAGCACAACAGAGUUCGUGCGCACCUCGUUAUGUGACAUCAAAAAGCACAUUACCGUCAACCGGAAACCGGUAAUUUUUUUAAAUAACGUGUUACUAUCUUUUUCACCGGAACUCCUGAUACAUUUAGAGAAGCCGUGAAGUGUGUAUUCAUGCUGAAAAGACCACUUAAGUUGAUGAUGGGUUAGACAAGCCAAAGUCCAGAAAAGAGUGUUUCUCCAUUGAAGUUUUCAGAAUUUUUGAGUUUGGUAUUGUAAGUAAAACCAAGUGUGCAAAGUGUGGAUACAGUCAGAAUUAAAAGAAUGGAGGCCAGGUGGACUAAGCUCCUACGAAGCGUCCAGUCAGUAAAACCUCAGACCGUCCUUCCGAACGAUCCGGAACGGUACGUGCAUAACUAUUCUUCAGUACGUCUUGAUAAAGAUCUCGUAGAGGUACUAGCUCUUGGCCCUAAGUUUUGUAUUGCAUGGCGGAUGCCGAAACAGUUAGAGCAAGAAAUCCAAUUUGAGAGUCUCUUUAGCCAGACUGCAGAUCUAAAACCAACCGAAGCUAGAGAAGUUGAUUGUCUUAAGUCGACUCUGGUUAACUGCUGCCAACAGUAUCUAAGGAAGUCCCCGAGAAACAAGGGUCCCUUGACAAGGGCCCAUAUCGAUAGCCUUAGCGAGCUUCGUAAAAACAAAAACAUUGUGCUUACUAGACCGGAUAAAGGUUCAGGAGUAGUACUGAUGGAUAGGACAGAUUAUGUGGCGAAACUAGAGGAAACACUGUCGGAUCGUUCCAAGUUCUUAAAAUCUGAGAAAGAUAAGGAUCGCACGGAGGCUGUCGAGGGUCAGCUGACGACUAUUCUCAAAGAUCUCUGCAAAGAAGGCCAUUUGUCUAGCAAAGAGUAUGAACGACUGAGACCGGUGGGCUCGACAAUACCAAGAAUGUACGGCCUUCCUAAAAUUCACAAACAAGAGCUGCCUCUACGUCCAAUCUUGGAUAUGAGGAAUUCGCCCUAUCAUACCUUUGCAAAAUGGCUAGUGGAAAAACUAAAGCCAUUGCAAAGUUACCUAUACCCUCGAAGUUUAAAAGACUCCUUUGAGUUCGUCGAAGCUAUCAAAAAUAUGAACGUUGACGGACGGAGGAUGUUAUCACUGGAUGUAUCAUCGCUGUUUACCAACGUACCCGUGGCAGAAACAAUAAACUAUCUUUGUGAUGUUAUUCGUGAUACGAACUACGCCAUAGACAUGCCUGUGAAAACGCCAAAAGAACUACUGACGCUUUGCACACAAAAUGUCCGAUUUCUGUGCAAUGGUUAAUUAUACAGGCAGGUAGAUGGUGUGGCAAUGGGAUCACCGCUUGGACCGUUCCUUGCAAAUGUUUUUAUGGGCAAAGUCGAGAAAACAAGUUUACAUGAGACCAUUAAUGGCCUCGUCUUCUACCGUCGGUACGUGGACGAUAUCUUCUGCCUGACGGAUGGUACCACCGAUACCGAGGAGUUCAACAGUGCGCACCCCUCGCUAAAGUUCACUGCAGAGACCGAGGCAGAUAACGAACUUGCCUUUCUCGAUGUCCUUCUGCACAGGCAAGAGGAUGGGUCUAUCCAGCGCAGGGUGUUCCGAAAGAAAACCUGGACGGGACAAUACGUUAAUUUCCACAGUUUUGUCCCCCUUAACAUCAAACGGAAUUUAGUCCAGGGAUUGGCGGUUAGAGUGAGACGCAUCUGCUCACUAUCUGCAGCUAUUGAAGAAGAACUUCAACAGCUGCGGAACACACUUCGGUAGAACGGAUACCCAGAUAGAUUUAUCCUCCGAAAUAUUGGGGAACGCGUUGAAAAGCCCACUGUUGCGAAUGCGGAAAAGAAGAAUGUAUUCAUAAGAUUGCCUUUUAGAGGAGACGCAGAGAGCGAACUAGUCCGACGGCGCUUAACUACAGCUAUCACGAGGGCAUUCCCUGCGGCGAAUUUACGCGUAUGCUUCACAAACUCUCCCCUCUUACGUUUGGGAGGUAAAGACAGACUACCGUUGGAGGCCACAUCAAUGUGCAUUUAUUCAUUCACUUGCUCCUGUGGAGCAGGAUACAUCGGCCGCACAACGAGACGCCUGGUAAAGAGGGUACGUGAACAUAUGCCCGCCUGGCUAGACAGAGGUGAGACCCGGUCGAUUUCGAGUUCUAUUCUCGCGCAUUUAAUCGAUAUGAACCACCGAGUCGAUGCCAAGAAAGCAUUUCAGGUUGUCUACCGGACACCAACAUGCUUCUCUAAAGGCCUACGCCAACGGAUACAAGCAACGGCAGAGGCAGUAGCUAUACGGUUAGUAAAUCCGGUGUUAUGCUGUCAGAAAACUCUGACACAAGCGCUUUCGCUGCCGUGGCCAACGCCAACCCCAAGUGAUGAAGCCAUGCCGCCUCAAAUCCCUAAUCACGAUGAUGGGUACUCCGUGUACUCAACCCAAGAUCAUUACUCAAAGACUCUCUUACCCCCCUCCCCUAGCCCUGACGAAUAACACCCGCCGACCUUCUCAUGCGGGCGGCGUGGGAUGAAGAGUGUUAGUGACUUAAUAGCCCUUGAGGCAUCUAUAAACACUGUUCAUUUUGUACAUUUUCAUUCGUUCAUGUAAUUGUAUUGGCCUGAGGAAGAAUUACCGAAAACGUGCGUUCGCCAACUUGACUUUUCAAUUUUAACAUGGGAAUAUUUGCGGAACUUAGACAAAGCAGGAUUUAUUGAAAUCAGCCAACAUGCGUGACGGCUCAUCAGCUGUGUCCUGCAGCUUCACAGCAUAAAUACUGAGCGAGAAGUAUACAGCAGUUUGAAUGCAUGCAGAAGAUCAGUCCAAAACAGUAAGAUCAUGAUUUAAGGUAAUGUAGGCUAAUAAAUAAUAUUAGUAAUUUGAAAACAGUAUGAGAAGGCUACUGGAAGAACGCUAACAAACUAAAAGGAAGGAGGAAUGUGAAAAUUAAGGAGCUAUGGGUUGCCACGUCAUUUCUGUUAUGAAGCGACAUGACUCAGUUGAUAAGCCGUCAUCCGAUUCUUUGAUAUAAAUAAAUUCUGCUUUGUACGCUUGUUUUAACUUCGUAGCGGUGGAAAAAACUUUCAACGUUUUAAUCAAAUUUAGGUAAUGUCACAUGCAUGGAUAUUUUAGAGAUUGGAGCAAAUAGGCGGGUCACAGGAUGCAUUAGACUUGGCGGAAGGCACCAACCUCGGGACCGGUCUCUGUCCCUCAUUAAGCCUCCAACGUCCUCCAUGUACCUUUUGAUACAUAAAAUCCACUUUAUAUGCUGCCAUGGCUAGUUGCUUUCUUAAACAUUUUACUCAUUUUAGGAGUUCGAUGAGGAUGAGGAGAAUCCUGAUCGAAUAACAGCUGUUCUGGCCUCCGACCAGCAUCUCUUUAUCGGCACUGGUUCUGGAACCGUUUUCAUCUACAAAAUGCUCACAUGGCAGUCUUUGAGGCGUACGAAUUCACUCCGUUUGACCAUUUUUGUCAUCUAUUUUUCCAACUGCCCUGGCAAUUUUGAGUUAAAACAUGUUGGGAGUGCCUACACUCCCAAAAACGGGAGCCAGCCAAUCACUUUAGGCCACGUGCGUUGUCUCUACAGCGCUGUCAUUGUACUCGUGGCGCCUCUCCAUUGGCUUUUCCCCUUGGGCCUGAUCGACCUGCGUAUUCGAAUUAUCGACCAGCUCGUCUGGAAUGUUCUUUCUGAAGGGCAUUGGGCCAAAUGCCGGCGAACCACAGUAGGGCGUUAUAAAUAUGCGUUAACUCCAAAUAAUCUUGAUUUGCAAUUUCGUAAUACACAUUUUCGUGGCCGGUCGCGUUCUCCUUCUCUGCCGCGUUAGUAUUGGGGAUAGGAGUCGGGUACGCAUACGCUCCCACGUGCUUUCAAGUACCAGGCAGGGUCAUGACAUAACAGGCGUUAAACUCCCGACAAGAAUGAUUUGUCAAGGAUUUCAGCGUGGUCAAGUUAUUUUCUGUUCUACUUCAUGGGAGGAGUGUCAGCUGCAGACAUUUAUGUGCGUGGGUAUGGUAAACAUUUACCGUCUAUCCGUCAGCUUCGUCGAAGUUCACUCUUAUCAAGUCCUGACCGAACUUUAGCAGAUUCACUCUUCUAUGUAUGCAGUAAUUUUGGUUUAGAAACUGCUGUUACCAUGCUGGCGGAAAAAUUAUGAGUUCUUAGUUUGCUACUUAUUGUGCCUGAGUACUUGGUAUUUUUCACGCUUUAGUGAUCGGCAAAUGGUAGGUCUUUUGCUUCCACCGUUCGGGCAGCGGGAAGACAUGGGGGGGGGCGGUAGUUGUUCUAGCUCGGCGGAUAGUACGCUCGCCGGUCUUCGGCAACAUUGUCGUUUCCGGACGGAUGGAUGGGGGGGAAGGUAGGCGAGUUUCGGUAACAUCCUGCCUAAGAUGUAGGCAGAAUGGCAUCACCGAAAAAGACAAGGGAGACUGGAAUGGUCGCUUCUGGCUCAUUGGCUGUUUUCAGCCAGGCAUAUUCGACAUUGAGGUGUGAAACUCCUAGUAGGGGCGCCCUUUAACCAGAUCGCAUCCGAAAGGGCAACGAGUCCCUGGUUCAGUGGUUAGAGGUGUUGGACUUCUAACCAACAAGUCGCGGGACCGAGCCCCAGAUGUUCCACACUUCGGGGUUGCGUAUGACUGGCUGACGACGGCACGUGAGCCAAAAAUGGCCAUCCCAGUCUCCCUUGUCUUUGUCGGCUAUAACACUGCCUAUAUUACACGCCGCUGUGCGGCUGUUGACGAGGCUCGGGAGAGAGUCCCAAGGCCCAACGGGACGAUCGCAGCGCGAUCGGUGAGCGCUCUUCUACCGCUGCCUAAGACGGUGUCGAACACGUCAAAACGCAACUAAUUUAUGACUCUGAGUGGUUUUAGGACAACCUGGACGUUUACAUGCCUAUUUUGGACGCAAGAAUCCCUCUGUUAGCAGACAUUAAUUGGGCCGCACGCGUGCACUAAGACGUCGCGCUAGCUCGAUGGAACUGACUGUGCUGAUUGGUUGAUUGACUUCGUCGCAGAUACAUUGCCCGGCCGAAACGGCCGGACUUGCCUCUCCCCUUUGUUUUAACUCGUGACUUCAUUCUACUUUCAUUCCCUCAGCACACAUAGGAGUGGUGUUCAUAAAAUGCAAGCCGAAUUCGCAAAGCUCUAAUUCUAUUCGUGGAUUUCUUUAAUGACCUACCAUCUUGCACAAAGAAGUAGGAAGAGCAAGACUGCCUUAGACGAGCUGAUGCUAGAUCAGCCUGUGAUCCUACUACAGGGCGUGACCGAUCUCAUGAAAUGUUGGCGGAAAUUCUGAAGUGCGUUUUCGAUUAGGAAGGAUUUUCGAGGUGGUGUUGUAACGCUGAUUAUCAUGCGACAUAAUCUUAUAGUAUUUCUGACUCGUGAGGAUGUCGGUUAUUAAAUGCACUUCUUUUCGACCUCCUGCAGAAACCAAACUUGGUAAAAGAAAUAACUACUUAAGUAGCAUGCAUUUUUCACACUGACUUUCGAUGGCCUUAUUCAUUUGAAUAUAUUUUAUAGAAAACAUGCAUAUAAAUAUGCUUUCUUCUACUCAUCUAGUAGGAGAUCACAUUUCGUUACAAUUUAUACCCUAAGAAAGUGUGUAUUUAGGUUUUAAAGAACUUUUUCAAUUCCCGAAUAAUUUUGAGCCAGAUCAGCCGUCGCAGUAGCACUUAGCGAUUUCAGUUUGUAAGGUGAAUCCUUAACACGUAAGAAAAGUUAUAUAUUUCUCUGUGCCUUUAAGAAGAUAUCAUAUAGAGUUCAUAAAACUUGGCAAUGAACGCGGACUAUGUUGUACAUUUCAUAAGAAGCAUUGGUAAACGUAGAGAUGUACCGACAGUUCGUCCGUCGAUUUCGACGAUGACCACCGUGUGCCCCACAGACUGCAUUGUGGGAGCAGGGACGGUGACUUACGCAGGGGUUUAUAGUGCCAGUAGACUUGCGUAGCAUCAACCUACACUCUCUCCUCCUCCCCCGCCUGGGCCCGGUGUCAAGACAGAGUCAUGAAGACCGGAGACCGGGGGAGGCCGCAGGUGGAUGGCUCGGACGGAUCUUCGCCUUGGCGCUCCACUCCGCACCCCUGGUCCACACACCAAGACCAGGAUUUUGACCACUAAACAAUGGGGUGGAGGCAGUGGUCCAGUUGUGGGACGAAUGCCGACAACAGGGUCCGCUAGCGUAGAGAUGUAAAGCUGUAUAUAUGGACAUCGCACGGUCCUAAAAAUUUCACAAUCAGAAACUUUUUAAACCCAAAGUAUACACUUCCUUAGGGCAUAAAAUGUAAAUGCAGUUUGAUUUUCUACCAGAUGAGUGAAAGAAAACAUGUUUUUAUGCAUGUUUUCCGUAAAUAUAUUUGAAUUUACAAGAUCAUCGAAAAUAAGUGUGAAAAUGUGUGCCACGUAACUAGUCAUUUUUUAUCGAGUGUAGUUUUGGUAGGAGGUCGAAAAACAGCGCAUUUAAUAGCCAACAUCCUGUUGAGUCAUAAAUACUAUAAGAUUAUGUCGCAUUCUAAUCAAUGUUACAACCCCAGCUAGGUAAUCCUUCCUAAUGGAAAACGCAUUUCAGAAUUUUGACGAGCAUUUCAUGAGAUCGGUACGCACUGUAUUCAGGUUACGAGAUCCGCGCAGAUUUGCGUCAAUCUCGUUAGGCCAGCAGGACGUCGCUUUCAAGCCCAUCUGUACUAUCCUUUUCUCUGUUCCUUACUUAUGUUUUGUAAGUAGUAUUAUCAGUACGCCUAUAUCAUGGUUUGUGGUCUGAAAAGCCAUGUUCGUACUGUACCACUGCCACAUUUUUUGCAUUAAGCUCAUCCUCAGAGGCGAUCCCUUUCACUGAGACGCAGCACCACGCUCUCCACAAUGUCCUUGAACGGUGAAGCCAACAGCAUCUACGACAGCGACGUCGACGCAGCCAGCUCUCCGCUGACUCAGCCAAUUGAUGACGCUGAUGGUACGCUUGCCCUCUCUGGAAGUGUAAGCUCUUUUUAAAGUCGUUUCAGUCAUCUACCUCGUUCUGUUUAUCCUUCAAGAAUCAAUAAUGCCCACUUGGAUGAAUUCCCGAAGAUGCAGUCUACACGAAGACCUUUUUCGGACUAGACGUGAUCCCUUUGCAUGCGGGUAAUCAAGGACCCUGGUAAUCUGGUCUGUUUGUGGAUGGCCCUUCGCGGCUGAAGGAUGUCAGUCAGCUUCCGGAUCAGUCAGUGGCGGGGAAGCUUGCCGUUCUAGUCUCAGACGUUUCACGCUCAGGAAAACACACGGCGAAUCGAGGCCUGCCGCGAUCUCUGCGAAUUCAAUGUGCGUGCUCAAGUCAACUUUUGCGUUUGGCACACACUGUGUGUAUGUGUGCACGGGAGAGCUUAGAGAUAUACAAAGACAACCUACGGUAGAUGUGCUAACGCAUGAAAUCGGAGGGAAAAGAAGUGAUCACCGGAUCGGAGAGCUGACCGGCUCUCUAUUAUCAAAACGUUUAUUGCAAAAGAUCGGCCAGGCAGCCGAAUUGGUUGACCUUGGGCUGAUCGAUUUUUUUCUCUUCUUUUGCUGCCUUAGCCCACUGGCCGUCGUUUGUGAGUAUUAGUGGCCCCCUGUAUUGUGUGUCGUCACCUCAGUAAGGGUGAGGAUUUCACUUUUCUCAGAUUAUCGACCCGGAUCUCUUACGUUUGCUAACCCGAACUCAGGAAAUGUUAACCGAAAUACUCAAAUUCGUUUUUGCCUCGAAAAGAUUACUUAAGUAGGGUUCUAAAGUUAAUCACCGUACAGCAUAACUCUAUGAUGAUUCAGUUACCUCGGGAUGCCUGCUUUUAAACGGACCUCUUUGCGGCCGCAUGCAAAACCAUACUUUGCAAAAAUAACUACUUAAGUAGCAUGACUUUUUCUCAUUGAUUUUUGACGCCCUUUUUUGGAAAAACCGUACAAAAGUAUUCAUUUUUUCGCUCAUUCGUUAGUAAAUUACGUCUUCUAAUUUAUUACUCGAACAAAGGGCAUCAUCCGGUUUUUGAAAAGUUUCUAAUUACCGCGAAAUUCCCGUUCAUAAAACUUCGUGUCUCCGUAUUUAUCAACGUGUCUUGUAAAGUUGACAAUAUGGCUGAAAUCCAAUGCUAAAUUUUACGAACCCCAUACAGUCGCCUCCUAAUACCGUAAAUAAAUGUGUGGUUUUCCGUACGCGGAAAAUAUACAGCUUGUAGUUUGGAAGCUCUGAAUACAAGUGUAACGGCAGGUAGGGUUCAAAAUUAAUCGGGAAUUGUAUAGGUUUUAAAAAACGGAAUUUUAGCCUUCCUUUGAGUACAAAAGUGGGAGAAGACGUGAUUUUUUACCAAAUGAGUGAAAGAGUAAAUAUUUUUACAUAUGUUUUCUGCGAAAUCUAAUUGCAUUUUGAAGGGCAUCAAAAAUCAAUUAGAAAAAUUCAUGCGACUUUAUUGUUAUUUUUUACUGAGUUUGGUUUUGUAUGCAGCCGCAAAGAAGUCCAUUUGAAAGCCGGCAUCCUGAGGUAACUGAAUUAUUAUAGAAUUAUGCCGCAUGAUAAUUAAUCUUAAAACCGUAAUCAAGUAAUAUUUUUGAAACGAACAUGCAUUUCAGAAGUUCGGCUAACAUUCCAUGAGUUAGCACACCUGCUGUAGGUUAAAACGUGAACGAAUUUAUGGUGGUAACAAUAACAGUAACAGUACUCCCGCAGUAUUAUAAUAAUCAACUUAUUCGGAAUUUGAUUUUGAGCACCAUCGGUGGGUCGCUUCCCAGACGUCCUAAUGAAACCCCAGACGUGAAUCUCUUCUUUGCCGAUGUCUGCACGGCACAGCCCUGCAACUUGGCGAAAGACCAGCUGGUACAGUCUGUAGCCGAGUUUUCGAAAAGUAAAUUUGAAAGUAAGCAGCAUAGGAACCUGCACGGCCAUUCUUUCUACAAAAGAAAGUGGGAUUGUAUUCCUAGCCUAGCCGAAAGCCACCAAAAGACCUUCUCUGCUGGAGGAAGAAGUUUGUCUCGAAGGGAAUUCUUUCAGAAACUUUGGGUGCCUCGACAGGUUCGGCUGCACAGCGGCUACCAUCCGCCUAGCCUUGAGUUCAAAGAGAAAGCUUUGUUUUGCAGUGAUUCCAACACGAACAAUCUCCAAUCACACAUAAACCGGCCAAAAUGUGUCUACGAAAACUACUAAUUAAUAAUGAGCAACUUUAAGCAGAGUGAAAACACAAAAUAAAUAGAAAAGUCAUUUGGUGAAAAUACGCGAACAAUACACAAACACAUGCCUGCCUGGCAAGGUAGAAGUGAAAAUCGAUGGAUUUCGAGUUCAAUUCUCGAAAAUCUAAUCGAUACGAACCAUCAAACCGACACUAAAGAAGCUUUUAAAGUUAUCUACCGGACACCGGUACACUACUCUAAAGGCCUGCGCAAACGGGUGCUGGCCGCAGCCGGAGCAGUGGCCUUUCGACUAGCGAACCCAGCACUCUGUUGUCAGACGACGCUGACACAAGCAGUCUGCCUGUCCUGACUGACUCCAGCCGAUGGUCGCACGCCGUCCCGACGCCUUGAAAUCAGUCACACGCACUCACAGCGCUUACAAUCUAACCGGAACCCCUCUUCUUCCCCCCCCCUCCCACCAACCCAACUCCACCGUCCUCAACACGCUGACUCUGUCAUGCGGGCGGCGUGGAAACAUGGAGUCCGAUUAACCCUGCCCCUAAGACGCAUUUAUAUCCUGCCUACAAUUAGAAUGAUCAUUAGUUAUGUAAUUGUACCGGCCUGAUGGUGAGUUGCUGAAAACAUAUGUUCGCCAACUGACUCUUCAAACGUAAUAUGGGAAUUUUCGCUGAACAAAAUAAAUAUUAAGAGUAAUGACAGAGGGGUGCUCGCCGAUCGUUUCUACGGGACUCAGCUAUCCCGUUGUGCCUUACGGGCUCUCUCUCGAGCCCAACCAGCAUUCGCACAGCUGUGCAUGAUAUAGACAGAAUGGUAUUACCGACAAAGACAGGGGGGCUGAAAUGGCCAUUUCUGGCUUAUUAGCCGUCGUCAGCUAGUCAUACCCAACCCCAAAGUGUGAAACACCUGGGGCUUGAUCCCGCGACCUGUUAGUUGGAGGUCCAGCGCCGAUCACCAACUGAGCUAGAAAAAUAUGAACUUCAGUUGCGCUUGAGAAUUAACUUGCCAUUAUACAGAACACUCUGAGAGAAAACAGCUAUACCGACUAUCAAUAAAUACACGUACUGACAGUCUCCAAAAUCUGAUUUGUCGAUGACUGAGAGAAAGUUUUGAAGAAGGAGACACGAUCGCCGGGACAGGAGCUUUAUUAGCCUGACGUUUCGGAUUCCUACUCGAAUCCAUCAUCAGAGACAAAAGAGCAGAAACGGGUGGUUGUUGCACAAGGGGCUGCGGUAUUUAUAGGAUGCGGCAGCCAUGCUACCGCAUGCCUAUGAACGUUCACGGCUUCCCCCUUCAUCCGGGAUUGUCGCACUCGGUGUGAUCACUGCUUGAUGGCCGACAUUCGAGUCGAUAAUUGCCGCAAUUUCAUCACGUGCGUUGGAUGUUGGCGCGAUGAUUGCUCGACCAUCUGAUGCGUUGACCCGGGUGUUGGGAAGAGUGUUCACCUCUGCGCUCUCCGCAUGGCUUGUUACUCCGCCUAGGCGAGGUUUUAGCACGCUGUAUGGAGUGGGUAAAUCGUUGCACUUGUUGAUGGACUGGGGGCCAGUAAACCAUGAUUCCAGUAGCUCCCGGCUCACUCGGUUGUCACCUCUUGCGAGAAUUUCGGCUUCAUCGGAUUUAAAUGUGUGGCUGGAUGGCGUCGAAUGAGCCGCAACUUGAGAGCUGGCGUCAUAUCUGCGCACCGCUGCCGCGUGUUCGGCCAUUCUCGUUUGGAGCUGUCUUCCGGUUUCUCCGACGUAGUUGCUUUGUCCGCAACUGCACCAGAUCCGAUAAACGACUCCAGACGUUUCCAGCCGUGGCAGUGGGUCUUUCGGUUUCAUGAUCAGACGCCUGAUGGUUGCCUCCGGUCUGUGUGCCACUCCAACCCCAAGUGGUGCGAGAAGGCGGCCGACAGCUUCCGAAACGUUCUUGACAUACGGAAGUGCCCGCCAAGACUUGGUGUCCGUGCGGUUAGGCCUUUCGUCCCUUUUGCGUAUGCACCGGUAGACGAAGUUGCGCGGGUAGCCAUUGGCUUUGAAGACCCGUCGGAGGUAUUGUAGUUCAGCAAUUUUGUCUUCCGGCUCACUGCAGUGCGUUUCGACACGCCGAUAGAGCGUCCUUACACAACUGCGUUUGUGGCUGAUUGGGUGGUUACUGUUGAAGUUCAGUACUUGCAUCGUAUUUUUCGCUUUCCUGAACACUUUGGUUGUUCUCUUCCUCCUCCAUCGUAAAUUGAAUGUCCGGGAAGACGGCGUUGAGAUGUUCUUGGAAUGUCAACACCUGAUCCCGUUCGAUGACGACGAAGGUAUCAUCCACAUACCGGGCCCAGAAUUUCGGUCUGUGGUGUUGGAAGACCAGCGACUCUAACCGUUGCAGGACCGCCUCGGCGAUGAAUCCCGAAAUCGGCGAACCCAUUGGUGUACCCUUCACCUGUUCGUAGAUUGUCCCGUCGAACGUGAAGUACGUCCUCAGACAGAGCUUCAGGAGCUGAAGGAUUUGGGCGUGUCCAAGACGGUUCUCCGUUUCAUCGUAUUCGCUUUGCAGAUGCAGCUCGAUAGUCUCGAUCGCCAGGUCCUGGGGAAUAGAAGUAAAAAGGGAUGUAACAUCAAAAGAUACCAUGACCUCAUUUGGAUGGAUGCUUACCCCUUUGAGUUUCUCCAGGAUUUGUGCUGACGAAGAGACCGUGGUGUCUGACUCAGCGGCCAGGAACUUGAGACGCCGGAACAGCCACUUCGCCAGUCCGUACAUUGGAGUCCCUUUGAGCGACACGAUGGGUCGGAGAGGAGCGCCGUCUUUGUGCACCUUAGGGAGGCCAUAGAAUCGGGCCAAAGCCGUAUCUUGGGGUCUCGCCAUGAGAGGAAGUUAUUUCUCGCACUGCCAUUUCGAGGGGAGCCGUCAUCGCCGAAACGCUGCUAUCGCACCCCAUGUGCACAGCUACUAAGAUAAGAUUAGUUUUCAGAAACACUUCGCGUCUUUGCCUUGAAAGUAAGGAUGGACUGUCUUGUCAGACCUUCACAGUGCGUAUCUACGCCUUCACCUGCUCCUGCGGGGCAGGCUAUAUUGGUCGCCAAUCCAAGCGGAUAUGAGAGCACCAUCCUGCCCGGCUAAAUAAGGAUUUGGAAAAAACCAUCUCUAGCGCAGCUGUGGCUCAUUUUUUUGACAGCAAUCAUCGGGUAGACGUCAGUCAGCCAUUCCGGGUCCUCUAUAAAGUGCCCGCAAGACACUCCAAGUUCUUCAGUCAGCGGAUAUUUGCGACGGCAGAGGUAGUGGUCAUGCGGUUAGCCGACCCAACGCUAGGCUCCCGUAGGCGAGGACAAACACAUUAUGCAUAAGUGCGCUUAUCAACGUGUCUUCAAUUUUUUUUGCCACUUACAGUAGGUGGGCUAAAUCCUGAAAUGUCAACCGAAACUCCGAAAUGCGUUUUCUUUUGGAAAAGAGUAAUUACAUUGUGUUGUAAAACUAGUCAUCGCGUAGCAUAAAGCUAUAAUAUUUCAGUUCUCCCAGGAUGCCAGCUUUCGAAUGAAUGUCUUUUCGGCUGCACGCAAAAAUCGAGCCACUUAAGUAGCAUGCAUUUUUUUCAUUGAUUUUCGAUGUCCCUAAAAGACCAAACAUAUUUCACUGAAAACGUGCAUUAAAAUAUUCAUUCUUUUGCUCAUUCGGUAGAAAGGUAUGUCUUCUUUUAAGUUCAAGCUCAAAGGAGGGAUAUAAUUCAGUUUUGAAAAAAGUUUCUAAUAGUGAGACUUUUAAAUACUGUGAGAUGACCGCUCAUAAAUCGUCAUGUAUCUGCAUUUACCAAUGUGGUUUAUUAAGUUAACAAUAUAGACCAAAUUGACCACUAAAUUUUAUGAAACCUAUAUUGUAGCCCUAUAUUUAAAUAGAGAAAUGUGUGGGUUCCCGUACGCGAAAAAUAUGCGGCGUGUAGUUUGCAAACCCUGUAUCAAAGUGUGACGGUAGAGCGGGUUCACAAUUAUUCGGGAACUGAAAAAGUCUUCAAGAACCGAAGUAUACCCUUCCUUUGAGUAUGAAAUUUGACGAAGACGUAAUUGUCUACCGAAUGAGUGGAAAACUAAAUAUUUUUAUGCAUAUUUUCUGUGAAAUAUAAUUGACUUUUUAAGGGCGUCGAAAAUCAGUGUGAAAACUGCAUGCUUCAUAAGCAGUCAUUUUUUCCAGAGUGAAGUUUUUGCUUGCAGGACGAAGAAUAUUCCUUCGGAAGUGGGCCUUCUGCGGUAACUGAAAUAUUAUAGAAUUGUAUCGCAGACUGCCUACUUUUACAACCCUACUUAAUAAAUCUUUUCAAGACGAAAACGCAUUUCGGAAUUUUGGUUGAUAUUUCAUGGGUUAGCCCACCUAGUGUAUGUAUUCACACCCACCACGGCGCUGUGCAGCUAAUGGCCAGACACCUUCCCCUCCCCCUGCCUAAGCCUCUGACAGAACUUAAAUCUGACCCCUGAUCUCUGAACGCCCCUAAACCCUCUCCCCCCAUACCGAAUUUUAUUGGUCGUUUAACGCUUACCCCUCUGCCCUCCAUUGUACUAUUGAGCAGGCCUGAUGACGAGUAAUCGGAAGCGUACGCUUGCCAAACUUGACUUCUUAAUAGUUCGCAUGGGCUUCAUCGCUGCACAUACUACUAUAUUAUUUAUAAAUAACGAUUUUUUGUCAGAAAAGCGGCGCUGCCGAAAACGCCAAAAAUCGUGUCGAAUGAUUUCGCUUAAGUUUAAUAGUACAACAGCCUCUCUACGCAAGUUACUGAGUAAAGAAAUCGUCAGAUACAGAAUACGACUUGAAAAUAGCAUUUUAGUUCAGUCUGUACACAAAUAUCCUCAAAGACGUAUGUGUAAUAUCGGGUAUGACACUUGGUCAGUAGUCUAGGUUUUAACGAAGAUAUGCUGUAAUUUUUAAACUUUACAUUGUCUGAGAUGCGGCUGGCUAUGGCCAAGAGGAUUUCGUUGAAUUUCACCGACAGAGUCGUCAUUGGAAGAAUAGUUUUCAUAAUAUCCCAUGCUGACAGACUGGUCAAUCAUUAAGAGAUCUGAAUGGAAUUAGCAGGCGCAAUCAUGUUGAGUGCAUCGAGAGAACCUUUCUCCUGUAAAGUUACUGUUUAGUUUUCGGUAACGGUAAAGGUCUUGGUGUUUCAGGAGGUCCUUGAAGUACCGGCGAAUACUUUAUGGAUUUUAGUGUUCCAAGUUGACUGCCCGCAAAGAUAGGCUUUUUUGCUGUGUGUUUAUCAAACACUUCGAAAUAAGAUAUUUAUUGGACGCAUUUACUAAAAAAGCAGAUUCUUUAGCAGUCUUUCUAAUCCAGAUGGCCGUUUUGGCCAUAUUUGUAGACUCAUCCAAGCAUGAGAUCUCACCUCGGGAAUAACUGGAUAUGAAGAACGAAAGUCCGCACUAAAUAUUCUCUAGACCAACUAAAAAAACUCCCUCUAUUUAGCUGCCACUUUAAAGACUUCCUUAACAAGGCAUUUCGCUGACGGAUGUCCAAAUGUUUUAUCUUUUUCCAAGACGAAUUCCGAAAGAAAACUGGCCCCUUGUCUGGAUAUUUACUUACCUGAAAAACACCAAUAAUUUUCCUGUUCCAAGCGAAAAAAUUCGCGUUUCGUUUUACAUUUAAGCUAUUUUCGGCAUUUUACGUUCUGCAUGAGUAAACCAAGAUAAUACUAAAACUACCAAGGCUCUCCGUUUUCACCAGGCAAAAGUAGCUUACUAGUUGCUCAAACGUUACCAUAGCCAUUUAAUGAUGGGCCUUUUAACGGUUACUUAUGGAGUAUUUGCAGAUGGCUGGAAAAUAUCACUUAUCCUAAACUAAUUGUUGCUUGUAGUCAUGAAACCGCACAGAUAGCGUCUGAUGGCUUAUGUUCUACUUCUUUUGAUUUGCGUGGAAGAAGAAAUUAAUUUUUAGGCGUGGCAAGUUUUGUUUGAAAAAAUCACUCAGCCCUCAAAGGAAAACAUUUGGUUGCGCAAACUUGGAACUCAUUUAAGAAAUUGUUCGAAUAUAAGAUAGCGUUGAUUUUGGUCUGGGUUGCUAACAAUUUGUGCGAUAAAAGAACCUAAAAACAUAUCCUGCGUAAGAAGGGUAGUUCUUGGGACAAAUAAGCGAGUGCGUGAAAUUCAGACUGUUGCUACUAAUGUGGUGAAUUGUCCGAAUCUGGGGCAACGUAAAUAUAACCCAAAUUCGUAGACAUUAUGUGCAACAGAAUUGUCUCAAAAAUUACUUCUGGGUAAAAAGAGCAUUGGAAACUUCUUGCAUACUGUUGACAUUGCUGUAGGAAAACGAACUCAAACGCUGAAGCAGAACAUCAGUCAUACAGUAGGUGGGCUAACUCAUGAAAUGCUGACCGAAAUUUCGAAUACGUUCUCGUUCCGAAGAGACUAAUUAAGUAGGGUUGUCAAACCAAUCAUCAUGCAGUCUAAUUCUUUAGUGAUCCACUUUCUUCCGGAUGCCGGCUUUUGAACGAAUAUCUGUCCGGCUGCACGCAAAAACCACACUCUGCAGGAAAUUACUACGCAAUUGGCAUGCAUUUUUUUCAUUGGUUUUCGAUUCCAUUGAAAAUGCGAUUAUAUUUCAUCGAAAACAUGCAUGAAAAUAUUCAUUCUUUUCCUCAUAAAGUAGAUAAUUACGUCUUCUUUUAAUUUUAUACUCGAAAGAAGGGUAAAAUUCGAUUUUUAAAAAACUUUUCUAAUUCGUAAAUAACUUUGAACCCGACCUGCUGUUACACUGGCUUUAAGGGUUUCAAAACAACAAGCCGUAUGUUUUUUCGUGUACGGAAAACAAUGCAUUUCUCUGUGGUAUUAAGAGGAGACUAUGGGGGGUUCAUAAAAUCAGGCAGUGAAUUGGAUCAAUAUUGUUAACUUUAAACGUCACAUUCGUAAAGGCAGACACAUGACGUUUGAAGAACGGCCAUUUCACGGUAUUAAAUAACCUCUCAAUUAGAAACUUUUCUGAAAUCGAAUUAUACCCUUCUUUCAAGUAUAAAAUCAGGAGAAGACGUCAUUUUCUACCGAAUAAGUAAAAGAAUGAAUAUUUUAAGUAUGUUUUCUGUGAAAUAUAACUGAAUUUUUAUGGGCAUCGAAAAUUGAGGGGAAUAUUGCAUGCUACUUAAAUAGUUAUUUAUUACAUAGUAUAUUUCUUGCGUGCAGUCGGAAUUAAGUUCAUUUUUAAAGCCAGCACCCUGAGUUAACUGGGUCAUUAUAGAAUUAUGUUGCAGUAUGAUUAAUUUUACAACCCUUAUCAAUUAAUCGUCUCGAAACGAGAACGCAUUUCGAUAUUUCGGUUGACAUUUCGUGAUUUAGCUGACCUACGAUAGGCCCUUCUCGCUGAUUCGACAGAGUCCACGCUUGUCAUUUGAUUAUUCGACUUAGGCAGAAAGGAGCCGUCCUUGCCUGCCUGCUGGGCCGUAAGAAAUUGCUUGCGAUGGGGAUUCAGAAGCGACUUCAUUUCGUCCCCAUCUUCCAACCUGUUCCAUAAAAACCAUCAGUCAUCGCCCCUGACCGCAUCCUCGUGCAUUUGUUUUUUUUUCUUGUAGACCACACCUAAAUCAAGAAACAGACCACCGCGAAGUUUCUUGACACCCCCGGCGUGCACGCAAAAGACCCUGAACCUGCUCCUUUCCUCUCGAUGCAAAGUCACUGAAUCUCCCGUGCGGGCUUUCAUCAAACUGAAGUAAGCGCCCUGUCAGUUUAAAUUGUCGACAGAGUUUUAAAUUAGCAAACAAAUGCCUACUCUUUACUAGUAAUUGGAUAGCGACGCUGCAUCCCAGCUAUCGUCAAUCAGCCAAGGUCCACCCCCUACGACAUAGGAUCUGGGUCGGGGGGGGGGGACGGGUUGGAUCCUGAUCCACUUGCUUGCCGAACAAGACGCUCUACGAACUGAGCAACAGGCUUGUGCCCAACCAGUUGUGUGUCACCCACAACGGACCUUGCCGAAUGCGUAUUGUUCAUAAUGACCCAACUGUGAAAAACUCGGCGCCUCGGUGGGAUUCGAGCCCACCGCAGUAAGGGGAAGGCCUUAGUACAGCCAACGUUCAAAUCACUUGAGCUACGAUGCCCCGUCGAGCGACGCGAGUUAAAUCACAUUUGGGUCAAUUUUACCCGUCGAACCUACUGCAACGUCUGAAAUCCAUUAAAUCUGAUUCAGUAAGCUGACUGCCCAAGCAGGAUUUCUUCAGUAAUUCACCUAGAAUCCACCAGAUGUCCACCAGGCUCACGUAAUUCAUAGAUGUUUUGGCAGAUUUUGCAUAAUUCAUAUGUGUUUGCGUUUCUUUUGCUGGCAACCACAUGCGCCGUAAUUUAUUUACUUUCUCGAAAAGACCUUCUUAUCCUUUUUGUCGUGUCGUUACCCACAAUACAACGCAUACUGUAAGGCUCGCAGGCUGUGAUUUAGUUUAAUCUGUUUUCGUUAAAACACAAACGCUAGGCUUCAUCGCAUCUCCAGACGGUUUCUAUUGCCGAACGCGUACGCCGAAAGUUAUUCAAUUCUUCAGGAAUACUUAUGCCUAGUCACUCGCAUAAGCGAUAAUGAGACGGCUAAAAUUAUUCGACUUUAUGCACAACAAAUUCACUAACAAAUGGUCAUUAAAUCACUUUAAGGGAGGAUUCCUUUGGGUUUUUGUUUAAGAAGCUGUUGCAUGGGAUAUGCUUACGCAAUAUGCGACAGGAAUAUUUCUCACACCUGUUUUAGUCCAACGCUGUCUGUGCCAAACCAUAGAAGAUAUCGAACUUCGUCUGCAUGGAUCGAUAUUGUACGACCUGACAUCGGUCCUUUUUCGUGGAGCUACUGUUUUACUCUGCGUUAGUAGAACGUAAUCGCAUUGGUGUGCUUUCCUUAAAAGGCUUGGUGUGACUGAGUUUAAAGUUUUAAUAUCGAUGCGUUUGGCGUCCGGAUCGGCAUUUUGCCGCAUAAGGUAGCAGUCCACCUGUUCGGCAGUAUUCCAUCACCUUCUUUGAGUCUAUAGCUUCGCUCAUUUCUUUCGCCUUCCUUGACAAAUCAAACUGCGGUUGUCUGACUCUCCUUCGACUAAAUCAGCGCCUUUCUGUCGAUACCAGUCGUGGCUUAGAAAGUCGCCGGCUUACAGGACGGUCCGGCCUUCCCCUCAGGACUGAGAAACGGGCUAGGUCUCCAGGAUUACUGCGAAAUCCAGUGUCUUGGCCAGCUUGCGGUUUAAUACCUUGAAUAGGACUCUAUGCCUCUUUUGGAUGGAGCAGUGUUGAAUCUCAAGCAUCGCUAGUUUGAGGUGAUGCAUUUGGAGCCUGACCAAAGUUUGCGGACUUGACAUCGCCAUGGACCACACAGCCCGCAGGGUAAAUGUCGGGUGUUUCAUAGUUUCGGUAAGAUUCUCUGCAAGACGACACUGGGAGUCUACUUCCACGAUAAUUUGGGCGUCCACCAGGGGUGCCGCGACCCCUGUCCCCACCGCCAAAUCUAGGUCCAGUGGCCCACUUGACUUCAGAGUCAUCACCUCGGCUAAAGCCACCGGAAGAAGGGCCCUUAGUUUAUUUGAGGGAAGUGUAGGUCUUCACCUUUGAAAUGCAUUGGAAUUAUUUUUAAAUAUUCAGCAGAGCGCUUUCACAGAUUGUCUGUUUCCGUAAUCUGCUGUUGUGAAUAAGGCAAGGUAAGACAGGCUGAUCAUCGGAGCGACUUGUUUGUCUUGUCUGUGCGUUCGAACUCAUAAAGGAGCCCAUUGUCGGAACUAAAAACAGCGACAAAACAGGCGACAAUUAUAAGGGCAACUCAAAAUCGAUAAAUCGAUCGACUGGGUUCUCACUGACGCCCAGGCUUCGUUCAGUUUAGUUUUAUUGAGGGAAAUGUAGGUUUUUACCUUUUAACUCCCUAUUUGUUUACAAGCAACUGAAGGUAUCGUAAAAGUAACAAAUAAUCGGACAAGCGUAAUAAAACAACACUAGCAAACUGCUCGAACGAAAUGCUAGACGUUGUCGGUCAGGCGGCAUUAUGACGUUUGGUGGUAAACUGUUCCAGGCUUUUAAACGCAAGUUGGACCAGUGCACCACCAAACGUCAUAAUGCCACCUGACCGACAACGUCUAGCAUUUCGUUCGGGCAGUUUGUUAAUGUUGUUAUAUUACUGCCUGUAUUUCAGUAACGUUUGUUUUUUAUUAUUGUCCAAUGUCUGUUGAAUGUGUGUUGGCAUCUAAUUCGUCUCCCUCAGAAACUGAGAUAGCACCAACUAUCCAUAGACAGACUACUGUACAGCACACUUAGUAACGUUAAUGUUUUUAACUCUUGGAACAAUUCGUUUAUCUGUCUGGUUCGAAAACUUUACCAAUCUGAAGACACUGUAGCUGUUUGAUGUUUCCAUUUCAACUUUUUGAUAUAUUUCGCUUCCUCGUAACAAAUAGGGAGUUCAAAGGUUCAACACCUAUAUUUCCCUCAAAUAAACUGAACUUAACUGAAGCAUCAACUCUGUGCAGAUUAAAGAACUUUCUCAAGUGUUCAUUGUACGAGCACUAGUAUAGUAGUCGUUUGAAUGGACAUUGCGCGGUCUAAAAAAUCUCCAAUAAGGAACUUUUUAAAACCUAAUUAUACUCCUUCCUUGGGUAUAAAAUAUAAAGAAGACGUGAUUAUCUAUUAUUUAACUGAAAGAAAGCAUAUCUUUGUGUAUAGUUUCUAUAAGAUAUAUUCGAAUUUUCAAGACCAUCGAAAAUCAAUGGGAAAAUGCAUGCUACUAAAGUAGUCGUUUUCAUCGAAUGCGUUUUCUACAGGAGAUUGAAAAGCAGUGUAUUCGAAAGCUGACAUCCUGCCGAGUCCGAAAUGUUGCAGGAUUAUACAGCCAGAUAAGUACUAUAAGAACGGCGACCAAGUAAUCCUCUCUAACAGAAAACGCAUUUUGGAAUUUCAGUCCACAUUUCAUGAGAUCGGUCGCUCACUCUACAUAUCCAUUGGAGCGAAAUACAGUAGAUAUGCUAACUCAUGAAAUGUCAACCAAAAUUUCGAAAUGCCUUCUCGUUUCAAAAAGAUAAAUUAAGUAGUGUUGUAAAACUAAUCAUGGCGCAGCAUAAAUCUAUAAUGAUCCAGUUACCUCAGGGUGUCGGCUUACGAAAGAGCUUAUUUUCGGCUGCAUGCAAGAUCUAUACUCUGCAAGAAAUGACUACUUAAUUGGUAUGCAAUUUUCUCAUUGAUUUUCGAUGCCCUUGACAAUUCAAUUAUAUUUCAUGGAAAACAUGCAUAAACACACUCAUUCUUUUACUUAUUCGGUAGAAAAUUACGUCUUCUGCCAAUUUCAUGCGCAAAAGAAGAGCAUAAGUCGGUUUUAAAAAAAUUUUCUAAUUCCUGAAUUAUUUUGAACCCGACCUGCUGUUACGCUUGCAUUCAGGGUUUCAAAACUACAAGCUGUAUAUUUUCCGUUUACGGAAAACCAUGCAUUUUUCUACGGUGUUAAGAGGAGACCAUAUGAGGUUCAUGAAAUUAAGCAGUGGAUUUGAUCAAUGUUGUUAACUUUACAAGUCACACUCGUAAAUGCAGAUACAUGACGUUUCAUGAACCGCCAUUUGACGGUAUUAAAGAAUCUCCCAAUUAGAAAAGUUUUUUUAAAACCGAAUUAUACUCUUCUUUUGAAUAUGAAAUUGGAAGAAGACGUGAUUUUCUACCGAAUACGUAAAAGAAUAAAUAUUUUUGUGCAUGUUUCCCAUGAAAUAUAAUUAAGCUUUUAGGGGCAUCGGAAAUCAAUAAGAAAAUUGCAUUUUACUUAUGUAGUCAUUUUUUGCAGAGUAUAGAUCUUGCAUGCAGCCAAAAAGGAGUGUUUUUGAAAGCCGACACCCUGAGGUAACUGAAUCAUUAUAGGUUAAUGCUGCAUAAUGAUUAGUUUUACAAAACUACUUAAGUUAUCUUUUCGAAACGAGAACGCAUUUCGAAAUUUUUUUUGACAUUUCAUGAGUAAGCACAUCUACUGUAAGAAUGGGUGCGAAGGACGCUUCGCAAGUCACCUUCGUUGCGCCUGCGGGUUUCGGUCACCCUAAUCACUGUCACCCCCACCCAACAUUGCCCACACACACGCACACACACACACACUUGUGCCAAUUGAACUAAAAAGUCUGUUUCUUCGAAGCCUAAUCAAUCCGUAUUGUGUGUGUGUUUUUGCUUGCAGCACAAAGAAGGGUGUGUCUGUCAUCUCCUUCUCCGAAAAGGCCUCUGAAGAUGACGCUGUCCUCAGGUGGUCACUAGUCAUCAAGGGCGUGAGUUGACCUUUUUAACAGACUGCAAUUUACCUUGUUUAAUUUCCGAGGAAAUUAAUGCGCGAACUUGGAGUAAGUCUUUCGGAACGGGCCUUUUCAGGCACGCUACAAAUUUUGAUGCGAAUAUUUGAGAUGUAAUCGAUCAGCUACUGCGGAAUAACCGCUUAAUAUUCACAGAGCGCCAACAGGCAGCUAGUAGUAUAGAACUGUGCGAUGAUUUACCGUACCGCCAACACAGGUAUUAGCUAAUUUAGCAAUUUACUGGUUCGCAAACCUCCCGUCUUCAAGCCUCACUGUGAUCUUCUGGUUUACUUUUUCAGGGCGACAAAUGGACAAACUCGCCUAUCCUCGUCAUGUGUCCCAAGAAUUCCACUGUCGUGUUACCCGGCUACAUGCGGAGCAGUAUUCUUCACAGGAAGAACACUGUGACUGAUAGUCUGUUGGAAGAGGGCCCGUGAGAAGCAGAGUUUGCCUUGUACCAUCAAGACUGCGCGCCGCCUUGACACUUAUCUUUGUUGUAUAAUGAGACAUUAUUUUCUGCUUGGGAUUUCGGACAAACGUUCUACAGUUAUCUGAGCCAAAUUUUAAAUACAGUGACUUUUUUUAAUUUGUAACAUAAACAUGCCUACAAAAAUAAAACCUAUUUUCUUCAGUUGAGUAGUACUCAAUUGCAGGCCCAAGCUUCCGUGCGGCGUGUUUAGUAAGGAGGGGGAAAUACCCGUUUGUUUGGAAAAUAUCCUUGCAAAAGUAUCAGUAUCCUGGUCAGCAUACAAACUGAUAGAUGAGGAGAGAGUCCAUGGCUAUGCAUGAAGUUGCAGGACGAUUAUCAAACAGUUCGAGUCAGUCUCACUAUCCAUAUUCCGGUGCCGGAGAUGGUUGUACUAAUCAGGAUUAGGUACUGUAGGUGGGCUAAGUCAUGAAAUGUUGGCCGAGAUUCUGAAAUGAGUUUUCGUUUCGAAAAGAUUGCAUAAGUAGGGUUCUAAGUCCGACCAUCAUGCAGAAUAAUUCUAUAAUAAUUCAGUAACCUCAGGAUGCCGGCUUUCGAAUGAACUUCCUUUCGGCUGCAUGCGAAAACUUCACUCUGUAAAAAUGACUACCUACGCAGCAGGAUUAUUUCCCAUUGAUUUUCGAUGCCCCAAAAAGUCCAAUUAUAUUUCAUGAAAAUCAUGCAUAAAACUAGUCAUUCUUUUGCUCAUUCGGCAGACACUUAGGUUUUCUUCCAAUUCCUAAUUAAUCUUGAACCCGCCCUACCGUCACACUUGCAUUCAGGGUUUCCAAACUACAAGCCAUAUAUUUUGCGCAUAUGGAAAACAACACAUUUCUCUAUGGUACUAAAGGGGGGCCAUACAGGGUUCAUAAAAUUAAGAGGUGGAUUUGAAGCAGCCGCUCCAGUUCUCCUUUUCUCCGGCUCCGUUUUGUCGGUCGAUGGCCGCGACAAUCGUUGCCAGGCCGCUGACACACAACCACCCCCGCCGAUUAUAACUGGGCCCCCCCUCCUGUCCAGCUGCAGUGACCCCCGGCUGCCCCCACAAACAAUUAUCACCUCAUGCGCGUCGGAUGACCUGGCUUGAUACCCGUAAGCCCCUGUAAUUAUGCUUCCCCCUAAUCCUCCCCUUAUCCGUCCAAUCACAUGAUCAGCAUCCAACCAGUCACCCCCACCUACUGACACAGACUUUAACUCCCGCGUAAACUACACACCGUGACUGACGCUCUCCCCGAACGGACGUUUAUCUCUGUAGCAAGCAAACAGCCAACUUACGGCAACCUGCUCAGUGUACAGAAUAAACUAGUCCUCCCAGCUCCCUGACUUCUGUCAUUAGACGAAACGAACUUAUUGUGCGUGGUUUAAGUUGAGCUCACAUCCUUGACCGCCACAGAUUUGAUUUAUAUUGUUAACUUUACAAGCCACAUUAGUAAAUGCAGAAACAUGACGUUUUGUGAACGGCCAUUCCACGGUAUUAAAAAGUCUCACAAUUAGAAACUUUUUAAAACCGAAUUAUGUCCCUCCUUCGAGUAUAAAAUUGGAUGAAGGCGUAAUUUUCUACCGAACGAGGGAAAGAAUUAAUAUUUUUAUGUCGUUUUUCCAAGAAACAUGAUUAGACAUUUAUAGGCCUUCAAAAUGCAUGCUAAUUAAAUAGUCAUUUUUUACAAAGUACAGCUCCGCUAGCAGCCGCACAGCGGCUGGUGACAAAGCGGAGUACAGUUGCGGACAAGGGCAAGGGACAAUGUAAGUGGCGGUACGGGUAUCGGCUUCUGUAAAUCGUUCUCCUUACACGUCAGGUAUCAUCCAAGGGAUGGCAAUACGAAAUUCCGGUGGGCUGAUGUCCGGCGGGAGAUAUGGCAGCAGCAUGGUGUACGUGGUGUCAUCGAUUUAGAGUGAAUAGGGCAUACGCAAAAGAGACGUAAGGCCUAGCCACACGGACCCCAAAUUUUGGCGAGCGCUUCCGUAUGUUAAGAACGUCUCGGUAGCUGUUGGCUGCCUUCUGGCACCAAUUGGGUUUGGAGUUGCACACAGACCAGAGGCAACAAUCAGGCGUCAGUUAAUGAAACCGAAAGACCCACCGCCACUGCACGAAACGUCUGAAUUCAUUUAUCGGAUCUGGUGCAGUUGCGGACAAAGCAACUACGUCGGAAAAAUCGGAAGACAGCUCCGAACGCAAAUGGUUGAACAUGCUGACGCAAUGUGGAGAAAUGACGCCGGUUAUUAAGUUACGGCUCAAUCGACGAGAUCCGGCCACACACUUAAAUUUGAUGAGGCCGGAAAUUCUCGCAAGAGAUGACAACCACGUGAGCCGGGAGCUACUCGCAUCAUGGUUUACUGGCCCCCUGUCCAUUAACAAGUGCAAUGAGCUUCCCUUUUCCAUACUCUGUGCUGAAACUUCGCCUAGGCGGAGUAAUUAUCAAAGUGGGGAGCGCACAAGUAAACACAUUUCCCGACGCCAGGGUCGGUGCGUCAGAUGGUCGAGCCAUCACCACAUCAACAUCCAAUGCACGUGAUGAAACUGCAGCAAUUUACAACGUGAACGUCGGCCAUCAAAGAGUCAACAUACCAAGCGCAACGAUCCCGGAUGAAGGGGGGAGCUGUGAAUAUUCAUAAGUAUACGCUGGCCUGGCGACUUUAUCCUAUAAAUACUGCAGCCGCUUGCCCAUUAACCACCCGUAUCUGCUUUCGUCUCCGAUGAUGGGUUCGAGCAGGAAUCCGAAACGUCAGGCAAAUGAAGCUCUUAUUCCAUUGAUCGUAUAUCUUUUAUGAUCCGGAAGAUAAGACAGAAGAGAGCCGGUUCCGACGACAAGCCCUUUAUUGGUGACUUGCGGACACGAGGGGGUUACAACUCGUAAGAAAGGUGUGCUAUUUAUAUUGGCUCCCCUGCGUUCUGGAACAUUCCAUCCAAUUACGUGCCAGCUGUUGAGGGCGUUCUAGAAUGUUCCUGCUACGAGCGUGCUGGUCGCUGAUUGGCCACCGCGUGCGCGAUAGCCCCCGCGGAAACGUCUGGAAUGUUCGGCCAUCCAUUGAUUGGGCCGCACACCUGAGCAAAGCCACCACGCGUGCUCGGCACUGCAGUGCGCGCCGGUCGGUCGUCUAACUUCACGCUUGACUCACGUCGCCUACGUGAUCCCGUGUUUGGCGCCUUAGGCCGUGGCUCUACGCCGCUUUCACUCUCCAUAACAGUAUCCUUCUCCAUGGCCCAUAUAUUGAUUAGUUUUACUAAACGCGCUCUAAAAUAAGCACAUACUUCUCAACCAAAGUGGACAACAUAACAGAAGAAAAGCAAAGAGUGAGAAGAAAAACGCAAGCAUCGAUAAAUCGCCAGAGCAGGGGUUGAGAUGUGUGUCAGGUAAGUAGACGUCGAAGGCAAUAAACAAGCUUGAGAACUGCAGUGAAAGACAUUUCAACAUGGGGGAGGAGGUGAAAUCUGAGAACAACGUAACACCGAGGUACCGUAAGGAUAAUACUUCAUUUGGAAGGAUGCCAGGUGACUCAGAAAUGCAAUCGAUAAACACUCGGAACUUACUUCCGAUCGUUAAGUAGAAGACCACUUUUCAAUGAGCAUGCACAGACAUAAUGCAAAUUAUUCCUCAAAAACUGGAGAUGGGUUUGAUUUUUAAUACGAUAUCCAACAACCAACUUAUUAGUAGACUUAAUGAACAGGCAGUGGCCGGACGAUCUCAAGUUAGUAGUGUGAAAUCAGAAGAUAUGGCGGGAUAAGAUGAGGUUUUGAAGGACUCCGCAGGUAAUCGGUCUCAUGAAAUGUUUGCGGGACUUCUGAAAGACAUUUUCGAUUAGGAAGGAUUACUUAGGUGGGGUUAUAAUGCUGGUUACCUUAUGGAAUAAUCCUUCAAUAUUUCGGACUCGGCAUGAUGUCGGCUUUUGAGCGCACCUCUUUUCAACCUCCUGUAGGAACCGUAUUUAGUAAAAAAUGACUACUUAAGUAGCGAACAUCUUUCACGUUGGUUAUCGAAGGUCAUUAUUUGUAUACCUAUAUUUAUUUGUAUUCUGAUCGCGUUUUCGCUUUUUAAAACUCUGACCCAUUCGGAAAGCUACAGUACGUGACAUAUCUCAUAAAACCUGAUGACAGUUACUGGUAUGAGAAUUUUCGGAUGUCUUAAACAUUGCGCAUCUUGCUCGCUUGUCCAACUCCUUCAAGGACAUGUCCUAUUCUUGUGCUGAAAAUGUGUUCAUGUAAUUUUGUUAAGCAAAAUGUUCACAAAUGUGAGGGGAAAUGGACUUCGCGAUAGACCGGGCGAUUUCCGAUGCGAAUACCUUUCCUAGACUUCGGAUGCACAUCUGAACGUGUUUUUGUAAAAGGAAAGUAAUUUGCUCAUGAGAGUUUUACCGGACAGAGCUUACUUCACUCGGUAUUUGAUUUUUCGUCCGACGCUAACUUGUUGGCGCGCAGUUUAUUUUAAGAAAACCAGAUGUUUUGUCGAUUUUUAAAGGUCGGAUUAGCAAAUAUGUGCGAUUUGGGUGCGAAAGUGCAAUACUAAUGCACACAGGCAGUCUUUUGUUCAGAUUACCUGGAAUCGUCUUGCCGUUUAGGAAAAUUCUGCAAAUUCGCCAAAGUGACAGCCACCGAAGAGUCAUUUUCAGUUUUAGACGACUGGAACAUUAUUUUUCGCGCGGUCAAGCUUCGGUACAUACGCAGUUUGGAAAUGCAACGAGCAAAACCUUAACAGUUUCAGCGAAGUACCAGUAUUUAUGUGGCCACUACGCAAUGGAUUCACAAUCGUAGAACGUAGCUUACAAGUUAGCAAAGGUAUUAAAAAUGGACACGGUAUAGAGAGAAAAGCGUAUUCUUACAUUUGCGAUAGGAAAAUGUUAGUGUUUUUUCAUAAACCUAAAAGAAACGGCCAAAAACGUAAAAUCUUUUCUAGCUUUAAAGUGUUAGUGUUAAACACACCGACAUCCGUCAAAAAGUUCUGUAAUUAAGCACUCUUGAGAGAGGUAAAUGAUCGGAUAAAAUUUUCUAACUGAUCAAAGUCGUAUUCGUUGCUGACUAUUAUAGUGGAAGCGUAUUUUUUGAUGAUGAUGAUGAUGACGACGACGACGACGACGAUGAUGACGACGACGAUAAUGAUGAUGAUGAUGAUGAUGAUGAUGAUGAUGAUGAUGAUGAUGAUGAUGAUGAUGAUGAUGAUGAUGAUGAUGAUGAUGAUGAUGAUGAUGAUGAUGAUGAUGAUGAUGAUGAUGAUGAUGAUGAUGAUGAUGAUGAUGAUGAUGAUGAUGAUGAUGCUUCAUGUCUGGGCGAGUCAUUAAAUGCAACCCAAACGACCAUCUACAUGAAAAGGAACGCCUAG